AUGACAUGUGUGGGGCUUUUUUUCAAACACCCAGACUCAGUUUCUAUCUGCUGUUGGGACUUUAUAAAAAGAAUAAAUAAAAAAAUCUCAAACAACAUGAAGUAUGAAGCACAUCCUCUGUCAUCCCACAGAGUGAGGCUGUUCAAAAUAUGGGGUGGAUCGGUCACUGCUCCAAUCAAAUUAAAUUAAACGCUCCUUCAGAAAAUGAGGGAACUUGAUAGAGUGAAAGUGUAAGGUUUUCUGCUGCCACUAGGGGGCACUGUGAUCAGGAUCAAAUAUUUCUGUAUGAAGGUCUUCAGGCCCAGGUGAGUUUGGGCCCAAAAAAUACUAGUUUUGUUUCAUGGCUUUGAGAGUGUGCUACUGCCACACCAAGAUGGGAGCCCUCACUUCUAUUGAAUUUCCCUUCGGAGAUCUAUAAAGUUCUUCUUAUCUCAGAUAUCUCAAAAAGGAACAUUUGAUGGUCAGAUCAAAAAAAUCACAGCUUGGAUUUAAAGUUUGGGUGCAAGGGGAUUAUUUAAAGGUCUUGAUGUGACAAAUUUGCAUAAACUCAAACAUGGAGCUUAAAUAACAUUUAUCAGUGUUACUCAAAUACAGAGGAAAUGUCCUUACACAAGGCCUCAGACACUCAAAGGUGACACAGUUAAAAACACGAGUUCAAACCCUUUCUGUGUUAUCUAACACACUUUUAAAGAGUGUUUGAGCUCUUUCUCUGAGUUAUGCUGUUUAUGAUACCAAGACAACUUAUAAUUACCUCCGCCAAGGAGGUCAUGUUUUUGGUAGCGUUGGUUUGUUUGUUUGUCUGUUCGUCUGUUAGCAACUUGACAGAGAAAGUAACAGACGGAUUGACCUGAAAUUUUCACCAGAGGUGCGUCUCAGCCUCAGAAAGAUCCCAUUACAUUUUGGUGGUGAUCCGGAUCGCCUUCUGGAUCCAGGAAAUUUUUUGAAGGAUUCUUUAUCAUUGUGAGAUAGGGCAAAUUUUGGAAUUUUUGCAUUUAACUCCAUAAAAAUGUCCAGAGUCUUUAGUAAAAAAUUACACAAAAGGAUCUCAUUGAGUUUUAUCAGGUGUCAAAGGUUGAUCCUGAUCCAGACAAAAUUCUGGAUACUGUGAUCCAGAACACACAAAAAUAAGGGUGUCGUUGGAAUUUCCAAUGCUGAAAGAUAACCAAUGAAGAUACAAGGAAGUGUACACUUACAAAUAUUCCAUAAUAAAUCAUGCAUUUAUGUAUCUAAUAUGAGUUGUUAAUAAAAGACACGUAACAGUAAAAGUUUUGGUGUGAAUAACAAUAUAAGGGGGGACAUGAGCUGCUUGGUGGAGGUCUGCGCUCUCCGAGUGCUUUUCUAGUAUUCUAACUGAAACACAAGUGAAGCUGCUCUUCAGAAAUAAUAUUCUGCUCUGUGUUUUUGCUAUAAGUUAUUUAAAAAAUACAUGUUUUCUCUAGAACUUUGUCAUAGUAAUUCCUUUGAGGAAAAUUUCCUCUUAUUGAGGAUCAGAAUCAUCACAGUACCUUACAUCACUGGGUUUGUGUUGUUACAUUGACCGUAAUGUUAUUUUUCCAAAGUUUCCAAAUCGAUAUCCUUUUGGUGAUAAAUAAAGUUUUCGUAUUCUAAGUUCUGGUUUGAUAAGGUAAAAAGCCAAAUGGAAUGAUAUUCUUAGUUUAUUCUUUGUGGUAUUCAGGUUUGGGGGGCGGGUCCGUACUCAAACUAUUUAAUAUCGAACUGAAAUUCAACAAAAUAAAAAAGCAAAACUGAUGAGAAGGUCAAAACUCUCAUGACCUUGCUUUAGACUGUACGAUGCCUCUGCAGUGAAGGACUGCCUGGCACCAUGCUGACCAUGUUGAUGCACACCUUAGAGCCCCAAUGACAGAUCAGCAUAGUGGUCGCACUGUUCCUCAGGGGGCAAUAACUGGUCUGAACAGAGAGACAUGAAUCACAUCUUCUUCGUCACACUAACCGACUUUUUCUGAGAAAACUAUGAGUCCUGAUGUCCCUGAGGAAACUAACUUUCAGAUUUAAUAAAAUUCUUCAAAUCAAAAAGUUGCUUUAAAGCAAUUGAAUUCAAAUUAAGUGACUCCAUGUUGAUAUUUUUAUACUGUCUUAUUUUCCCCAGAGCAUUAUGGGAACUUUAGCAUUUGAAUCUUUAAAUGAGGUAACACCACAAUACAUUUGUGGUGUUACCUCCUGCAAAGCCACACUCCUGCAAAGUCUUUAAGAUCUACAAGAUGGCAGCUUCUUGUGGUGCCUAAGACCAGACUAAAAACCAGGGGUGUUUGUGCCUUCUCCGCAGUGGCCCCAAAACCAUGAAAUGGCCUGCCCUGCGUGUAAGAUUGUCCCCAACAUGAACAGUUUUUAAAUCCCGCCUGAAAACAGAUUUUUACUCCUUGGCUUUCAACCCAGCAUGAGAGUUGUGUGGUCGGUCCCUGUCUGUUCUUUUAUUGUAUUUUUAUUCUUACAGUGUUUUUAUUUUAUUUCACUUCAUUAUUAUUUUAAAGUGUUUUCAUGUGGUUUUAUGAUGAUUCUUUAUUUUAUUCUAUUUUAUUCUCCAACAGAGUUUUAUGUUCUGUGUGUUUUAACUUAUUUUACUGCACUGUGCAACACUUUGCUAAACUUGAUUGUUUUUAAAAUGCGCCAUAUAAAUAAAGCGAAUUGGAAUUUCACUAUAAGCACAACUUAAACAAUUAGAAUUAAAGCUGUGAGCAGCAGUAAACAGGUCCUCACACCUUUGUGCAUGUUAGGGCCUGAAGCAGCUGCAGCGACGUGUGAGAUCUCUGAGGUCUAAAGAUCUCCAAAGCAGGUCUUGUUUAAAGCAUUGUGUAGCUAUGCUAUGUCUUAGAUCUACAACCCUCAGUAAUCUUCAUGACAACAUCAAUACAUCUGCAAAAAUUAAAGGCCUAUUUGGCCAAGCAUAAGUGUGAGUUAGUACUGCUUUUGUCCAAAAGGUGGCGUUAUUACUAUGACAGUGAUGUAGAAACGUCAAAACUGGGAUGGUCAUUAAGCCCGAAGAAAAUUCCAUAAUGACUGUGAAAUGCAGUCUUAUGUGUUUCCACAGGGUGGUGCUAUGACCGCAGUAGAGAUACCGACACAUGGAUGGUGUUCAGGGCUGGACCUGGAUCAUGUUUAUGAAAAAUCACACAGAUCAAACUCUGUACGAAACACUUUUACUAACUUCCUGUUUGAUAACUUUCUGUCCUCUCUGUGUGUCUACAUUACUGCUGUUCAAUUAAUAAUGCUGUACAUUAUUGCUGUACAAUCUGCUGUUCUACGCUGCAGUCUGCUGGGGAGGAAGCAUCAAACACAAAGAUGCAAGACGUCUUAACAAACUGGUGAAAAAGGCUGGCUCUGUGGUAGGACUCAAGCUGGACUCAGUGGAGGAUGUGGUGGAGAGAUGCAGCUCCUCAAAUGUAAUCUUUUAUUAAAAUUACAGUUUGAUCUCACUCACAUCAUCUCAUGCAAUCUCAGCGAUUGCAUACAAUGUGGGCUAUUGAGAACAUUAGCUAAUAGGAACAUUUACAAUAAAUGAGCAAGGAGGGUUGCUAAGUUUGAACAUCAGUAAGCUACUUCAGUGGGUGCUGAAUCUCAGACAUAUUUUGAAUUUUAAAUGACAGAAGAAAUUUGGAAACCUUUCACUUGCAUCUCCUCCAGUGUACCAACUGUCCUCCCCAACCUGAGUUUCUGAUAAACAUCAGUUUAGAGGUAAUAAGUGCGAUGGUGCAUCAAUAAAGGUAGAAGUGAGGUUGUCCUGGACUGAGGCCGUCCCUCUAUGAACUGUAUCUUUGCUGUAUUUGUGUACCAUGGGCAACUCGGGACAAGUCAACAAAUCUGUAAAUGUUUGAUGCACACACCAAACAGUGUCCUCAGAAGUCUGAUAAAAGCCAGCCCUUGAGUCUGGGGCAGCGGUUAUCGCAUAUGCCCCCUGUGCCAUAACCACUUAGUCUAGCAGCUACAACCCUGUACUCUCCUUUCAGGCACUGAAUCAAUAAGGGCAAAGUCACCAGGAAUACAUAAUCACAAUGACAUGUAAUCCUUUACAUGGUUGGGCAUGUUUGGACUGAUGUGUGGCUUGAAAAACUGAGAGCAACACAUAAAACCUCCAGGCGAACAGCUUUAAGAGGUCGGAGACAAUACUAACAUGAAUACAAUGAGAACACAAAAACACAGUGAUAAUAACAGAGUGUGUGUGAGCAUCGCCACAGUACUGCUCUGAUUUCACUGUGGUUUGAAUUUCUAGAAAAUACAGUUUCUAAAAUCAGAAGUGCACGUCUUAAAUCAACAGAAGAAUCUGAGUUGUUGCAGUCUCUACCAACCUAAAGGGAGUUAUCAGGAAGUCUAACCCGUGUCUGGGUUAGCAGAAAGAGUGUGACGUCAGUCCCGUGUCUCUGCGUCCAGGUUACUUCUGUGUACGCCUCAGGCUGCCAAUGUUAUCAGUCAGCGUCUAUGGCGACCGUCUUUUGGCUUCGCACGUAAAUUGGGUGAAAUGAAGAUGUACUGUUCAAUACAGGAAACAUAAAGGAAAUAUAUCAUGUCUGUUCUGAUUAAAGUGUCUGCAGCAUCUCAACAAUAUCAUGAAUCAAAGCCAUUAUAACCCAAACAUCACACUACUGUCAAAGAUAAUUUUGUUGUAGGUUCUUUAUGGCAUCGGGAUCAGGAAGUUCUUACACUAAGAGUUUUACCUCGAAUUUAGUAGUUGCGUGACAGGUCUGGAGGAUGGUGAGACUUUAGACUGGAUCCCGUCCUGUGGUUGUUGUGACUAGUUUUGUGAAUUCGUAAGAAGUCACGGUCAAGUCAACAAAUCUGUAAAUGUUUGAUGUAAAAACCCAGACUAUCCUCAAAAGUCCUCGAAGCACCAGGAACUUUCUUUGGCCCGCUGCAGGACAAGGCAGGAGUGACAGUACUUAAUAUUUAAUAUGAUGUUCAAAAAGUUGCUUUACUUGGAAGUGCGCAGCUCUUUUAAACGCUUUAAAUCUCCUGCUGAUGCUCUGUGUGAUUAAAGCCUCCAGCAUUAAGCUCACCACCUGUACCUCCACGGGUCUUCAGUCUCCUGUUGAUGGGACUUUUGCCUGCAAACUUUUAGGUUAGCCCUGCUCUGCUUCACAGCUGGUUUUUUCACAUAAACCAUUGGAAGCAGCUGGCAGCCUUCUGAAAAGUUCUGGUUGUCCUCUGUUUUACAGCGUUAGAACUCAGUUUGAGCUUUAGCAGACGACUGAGUGAUAAGUAUGUGUCAGAUAUAAAGACGGUCAGCAGUAACCCACAACAAUGCCUGUUAUUACCAGCUGAUCUGCUCAGAUCUGAAAAGGUGUGCUAAAAUAACUAUGAGCCAGAAAAGCUGAUGCACUACUUAUGUGCGGCUUACACACAUCUGCUGUGAAGAAGUGUUGUGAAGUGUUGGAAACAGGCAGUAAGCAGGUCAUGUCAAACAUGAUCAUUUCUCCAUCAGAGCUCCUCGACUUUGGAACGACCUGCCAGAGGAGAUAAGGCGUGCAGAGACAGUCGCUUCUUUUAAGUCAAUUUUAAAAACUCACUUUUACAGACUUGCCUUUAUGUGAUGCCAUCUUUCAUCUUUUAUUGCCUUUUACCGUUUUUAUUUUUCUCCUUUUUCUUUUACCUCUUUCACCUCUUUCUUAUUUAGACUUACUGCCUUUUUAGCCUUUGUUUUACUUAUAAUCUUUUUAUUGAUUUUAAUGUUUUCAUUUUCCUUUAUUUUAUAUAUAUAUAUUUAAUUCCACUUUAUCAUUUAUAUUACCAUCAUUUUAUUUUAUUAUGAUUUUAUUAUUAUUAUUAAUAUCCUCUUUCAUACUUACUAGCCUGUUUUCUUCCCUCCUUUUCUAUUUCUUUUUUUUUUGCUUUUAUUUUGGUCCUCAUGGUCCCAUUUAUUUUGUAGGGUUCUUGUAUUGCCUGGGUUUCUUACGAAAAGUGAAACAGGCCUACAAUUCAGAGGCCUGUUUUUAACUGAGCUUUUGUUUUUAUGUGUUUUUAUUUUCAAUGUGCUGAUGCUCUGUGCUUACAACUGUUGUCUAAGCACUUUGUAAACUUCUGUUUUUAAAGGUGCUAUAUAAAUAAAAUUAUUAUUAUUAUUAUUAUUAUUAUUAUUCCUCGUCGAAUCAAAAGCUGUUUGUCCCCUUUCUAAAACAGACUCACAAUAAAAGAAACAGAUAAACCAAAAAGGAGAACUGUUCUGUUCUUUGGAAUAUAAAUAUGAAGAAAGAAAACAUGUUAAUACUUUUUCACCUAGGGGUCUUCUAGCGAAUGGGUUACAAGAAUGUAUCCUAAACUAAUAAAACAUCUACUGUAAGCUUUCUGUGUCUGACAUGGUGAUGGUGCGUGAUGUGAACAAAGAAGAGUGUGAAAGAACUGAACUGGUUUGCAUCUAAAUCCCUUCUUUCUGCUGAGGUGGGUUGAGGUUAGAUUGUUGGCUGUCCUGUUAUACCCUGUUCAAUACCAAUAUUUGUGUAUCCUCAGUAGCCAAGGACAAGUUGAUAAAUCUAUCAAUAUUUGAUGUACGAACCAAAGCGUGUCCUUAGGAAUCCUACAAACUCAGGAUACCUCUGGACCAACAAUGAAACAUGAUUGGGCUGAGAAAUCCACUAACCCCCCAUGGGAUAAAAAGAAAUGUAUUUAUGUAUGUAUGUUAAGUUUCGGAAAAGCCAGAACAAUUGGCAGAAUGCCAUGAGCAGCUACUAUAAAAGCUAAACAACUCAGAGAAACUUGGUUAUUCACUUUUCUCUGACUAAAGUUCCUAGCUCUGCGUGAUCUUCCAUUUGUACUCUGAAGUUAGCUAUUGUAGCGUCAUGAAUCUGUGGUUCAGCAGUCUUUCCUGUUGGUGGGGUUAGUCUUGAAUAGCUCGGCUCUGACACAUGAAGACUGCAAACCCUGGGUGACACCUAAACCUACUUUCACUCCGGUAAGCUCCUGGCCUGAGUCUUAGCUUUAGCACCAACUUUCUGAGCAGUGUACAGUUGUCUGAGUUCCUCUUGACUUCGUUUUUUUCUGUUUUGGGGCAUUAGAUUCUGUUUUGCCCUGCUGACCCCUCAGUGAUAAAUGUUUUAUACAUUUUGGGAGACUCAGGACCUGAUUCACAAAGAUUCAACAUCAUAAGAAUAUACCAACAAACUGCACAUUUGGUUGUUGAUCAUUCAGCUUGCACAUUAGAUUGCAGGUGAUAUCAAGUAUAAAUUAUUUUACUUGAGCAAAACUUGAGCAGAGCCCAAAGAUGAUUAAAAAUGUCAAGAAUGGUACAAAAAUAAAUGUGGUUACUCAUUGCUGGGAUGUGAGAGGCCGAAAAUGAAUUUAGGGAUACGUCCUGUGUAAAACUGAAGCCUUUAGAUGGAAGCUCUUCUGUUCCUGUGUGGUGAGCCUGGAGUUAAGUUUUGCUUAUUCUUUAAUCAGCCACCAAUCUAUUGACCUGACUGUUCUCAAGCUUAUAGAGCUAAAUAAAGCUUUUGUAGACUUAGUCAAGCUGUUAGUUCAAGCUGUUAAAUCCUAAUGAAGUUCAGUCUGAGACUCAACAUAAAUCACAGACUGUCAAAGGAUCUCAAGUUAGAUCCUAAGUUUGAUAUUUAGUUACACCGAAAGUUUUUGACACUUCAACAACAGGAAGUUCUCCCAGUCAGGCAAAAUGGGAUUUUUAAUAUUUUGUGCUUUUGGUUUGUUGAUACCAAAGAUUAAAUUCCAGAUUAAUAUAAUCUGGAUGAAUGAUCAAAAUUCAGCAUGGAACUCUGAGUUUAUCUGUUUGUCACUUUUUUGUGCUUGUCUGCAGGAGGUGGAUCUUCAUUAUGGGUCACACAGAUAAUCCAGAUUCUGAAGCCAAAUUCAGAUCAGCCAGGAGCCAGCGGACUGAGGACACUAACAAACUGAUCAAGGAUACAGCACUCAGGCGGUGAGUAUUUACUGGAACAGCAUUAGCCAUGUGAAUGUAAAACAUAACUUAAUCAAAGACCGAGAGAAAAUCCCCUUUUACCCUGUAAGAUCAUAGACUGUAUAUACUAUGGACAACUUGGUUCCGCCUACCGCCUGUAUACAGAUUUGAAGCCAAAUAGCUCUUUGUAUUUCCGGGAUUUUUCUUCAUUUCCUGAAACCAGAGCUGCGCAGUAGCGAUGCGUGCAUUCAGCCAUGCAGUCGCAGAGAGUCACUGUGAUGCUGCUCGGCUCAAACAGCUUCUCCCCUGGGAGAGCGACGCAAUCCCUGAAUGCCCACAGGCUGUACCAGGUGUCAAUCAUAGCAAACAUGAACCCCCUAAUAACUUUUAAAAACGGAGCUUCACAGAAAAAAAAGGACUUGAGCACAAACCAGUCUUACAAUAACUACAUGUCAACAUCACAAGCAGGGGGGAGAAAAAAUUAUGUUCUGUUCAAUAAAUUUCUAAAGUUUGUCUACAGUCCCAUAAGCUUUGCUGGUGGAGGCUGGAUUGAUGAUCUAUACUGCAGCCCAUCACCAGAGGGUGCUGUUCUCAGAGUGGCUUCACUCAGCAAGAAGGCAGACUCUGUCCAUUCUAUAAACAGUCUAUGUGUAAGACCCAGAAAACAGAACGGAAACUUCUUCAGCCUCACCGAGUUCACAAUCAUUCUGUCCAGAUUUACUAUUUGCAGACAACACUCACGUUUAACCUUCUUCAUAGUAAAUCCCUGAUUCAAACAGCCUGUAAUUAACCACCAGCCUACAUCAUCUUUGAAACCAAACACUGGUCAGCAGAGAAAUGGUAAUUUUAAACCUCCAAAUGAAAUCCAACAUUUCCAGACUGGGGCUGAAGCUUCAGGUAACAGCUUCAGUCAGAAGGAAAGAUAAGAUAAACCUUUAUAUAUCCCACUUUGGAGAAGUCUGCAUUGUGAACAGCAGCAAAGGAUCAUCUAGGCAAACAGAAAUGUGAUAAAACAGUAGAUUUAGAAAAAUACAGUGUAAUUUAAACACAUGACAACAAAGGUGUCAUCUAAGAAUUUGUGAAAGAGUUUGUGGGGACCUAUAUUUGCCAUUUAGAGAAGUAGCUACCUUGUGUUGCAAAAUUAUGUAAAAGACAAAAGUAAGAUGUGAAAAAUCCUCAUGGGUGGCCAAGAACUAUGCGCAGGCCUGCCAAUAGGUGCGGACAUUUCAACUAGUUCUCCUGGGUCCUUGGUCAGGGGGGACCAGAACUGGGACUCCUGACUGUUGAAAGAUAUCCAAUAAUAAUUUUCACGAGUUUGCUUUUUUUUUAAAUACAGAAUGUGUUUUUAGUCACAGAUCAUUGUUUGCCUAAAUUUUAUAAUUUUCCUUGAAUUAGAGGUCACAAACAUCAUGCUCCCAUUUAACCUCCCUAUGCACAAAUGGUGCAGUCCUUAUGUAAAUGAUCGGCCAAUAUCAGGGAUGCAAAAUAACAGGUAGGAAGUAGACAAGACAGAGGUCUGUGGGUGUCCAUGAACAUCUUUUAAAGUCAUGAAAUAAGAAAUGAAGUAGAAAGUGACCAAUGAAGGGCAGACGGUUAAACACAUGGCACAGUCCAAUCAGAUUUGAUGUCUGUCCGCUUGUAUAAAACCACAAGUCCUCAAUGUCUAUAGAGGACUGUUGCUCAGGAGAUGAUUCGGAUGAGUGAGGGCAGGAUGGGAGGAAGGAAGGAUGGCAGGAAGGGCAGAGAGAGAGAGAGAGAGAGAGAGAGAGAGAGAGAGAUGGAGGAGACGUCACAUUCGAUUCAGAGUCAGCGCCACAGGGAUCAAAGACUUGGCAUGGUACACAACCUGAAGGCCUAUCUUUAUAAAAUUACAUUUUUUAAAACAUAUUUUUACAUUUAUAAGAAUGAAAAAAAUAUAUUUGAACCCUUGAGAGUUCAAAUAGUCCGUGUCUAUCCCAGACACAGACAAACCUGUCAGCUAGCCUGACCAUAACGUACAAAGAUUAACCAAACACUUGAAGUUCAAGGUCAACAUCAGCUCCUUAACUGUGGGUGAACUUUCACAACUUCUUCAGUGCAUGUGUGUUUAUAAUCUGUCAUCUCAGACUAAGUGAGACCUGGUCCUUAAAUCUAACUUCUCAAGGAGGACAGACGGGGUAGAAGAUUUUGAGGUAGAAUUUAAUAAUUCUAACUCCUCUAAUGUAAUUUAAUGUGUUUCCUGGUGCACUAGGAAUGCAGUGGGGGUUGUUACUAUUUAUUAUAUAGGAGGGUGAUCUAGAGGUUUACUUGAGCUUUUUUGCGUCACUGUGCACUUUACUAUAUUGUUAUUGCUUCUGUUGUCCUGUGCUGUAUUGUAUUGUACUGUUUGUACUGUAUUUUAUGUAUGCUGCCUACCCAUAUGUCCAAGACAAAUUUCUCCUUUGGGAGACAGAAUAAAUUAACCCUCAACCCUCAUCUUACACGUCAUCUAAAUGUGUCUUCUACAGAGUGUCUGCUGCCUUCAAUUUGUAGGGAUGCUGACAUUCAGAGACUCCUGCACAAGGUCACAUCAGUGGGUCUAAACAAGCCAAAGUGUAUGAGGAUGUUGAAGUUCAAUAAGUGACUGGAAAGUCCCCUAGGAGAGUAAGUGGAUGCUUGACAACUCAAGAACAGUUUGAUGCAGUACUUUAAGAACCACUUUUACAACUUUUAUAAAGUGUUUUCAGUCAACAGUCCCAUAUAUCUCACUCUGUGGUUUCCAGCUAGGACUGAAGAAAAUGGUGAUUGAUUUGGAUCUGAAAGUGUCUGUCUGCUUUAGGUGAUAAUGCUGUCUUGAGAGAUGUUUUUUUCCUCUCUGUUUUUACCACAGAGUCUGGGCCAUCCUCGAGGGCUGUCUACUCUACCACACCACUGACUUUACCAACCACAACUAGGUUACAGCCAACCACCAUGCUGUCAAGGAAAGCUCAAAGACUACCAAACAACAAUCUUCUCUUUCUUCUUCUUUUUAAAUUUAAUAUAAUCAUGAUCAAUUUUGCUUUUCAGCUUCAAUGUCCAUUAUCUGCAAUGAAGACCUGGAGUGAGCCAAGAAGCAGGCCAGCUAUGACCCCAAAAGCAGUACAUUACCUUAUAAUUUUUCAGAUUUAAGAGCAAAAUGGAUGUUGAGAUGUCUUUACAGAUGGAUUCUAUUCUCUUUUCUUUGCAGCUUUCUGUCAUGAUAAAUUUUUCUGAAUUAAAGAAACAAAAAGUGACUCAAACAUUAAACGUGAGGGCAGCAUUUUCUUUUUCAAGUAAAAUCAUUGUGGAUGGUGGUGGUGUGGGUUCCAAUGGGAUGAGGUUAAGGACGGUGCUUAUGUUGGAGGUGCAUGCAGGCGUUGUGACAGGAAGUUAGUCUUUCAUACAGUUGUGAUGAAAUACCUCUUGAUUGAAUUUAAUAUCAUAGUGUAAUAACAUUUAAACUAUGACACCAUGGGGCUCUAUUUUUGUGCCUCGCCACAGACGUGUAAGUCAGGUCCACCGUGCCGACAAGGCGUUCCCAAGCACAAUUUGGUAUUUUGGUGAGCGGCGCAGCCCGGCGUAAGUAUCCCCCCUCCCUAAAUCAGCUCCUUCCAGCGGCGUAAGUCGUAGCAAGGGAGGAGAGAGGGCGUGGAGUGGGUUUAACACAGCCGAGACCUGUAUUGACCAAUAACAUCAGCUCCUCUCCUUGCCUUUAAAUCCGCCACCGGCGAGGCGAAUUACUAUUUUCGUGAAGUAGUCAAAGAGAUCAAGAGAUGUCUGAGGACAGUAAUGCCACAUGAUGGCGACAGAUUGGCAGCCCCUCAACAAGUGUCACUGUAAACGCUGCAGAGGGCAUCCUGCACACUCUCUCAUAUAAGCACAGAUGGAGUUGGUGUGUGUAAUGUUGGACCCACUGGUAAGACAAACACCCUUUUCCACAAAUAAAGACACUCACAUAAAGUUGCAUAUACUCAAACCUCACGUGACAAAGGUGGGUUGUGCGCAGAGAUCACAACAUAAAUUCCAAUAAUGGCAUUAAAAUCUGAACCAUCUGUGCGUAAAUGACGCAUCGCGCUCCGUGGCCGGGCUCUUUCUUUCAUAGAUGUUAGCAUAUAUAAUAAAUUUGGCUCACAAAACUGAAUAUUAUAAUAUUUGUAUGUAGGCUUAAAGUAAAUAACUCAUCUGAUCAUUGAAACAAAUCAUCUGUUCAGCCGCUGCAGCAGGACGGGGAGAGGACACGGAAACAUGUCCAGGCCGAGCUGCGCGAGAAAUAAGAGGAAGAGGAAGAUAGAAAUAUGGGGGAGACGAAUGAAACAUCUUGUUAACUUCAUCAUGUGUGUCUAUUUAAAAGAUAUUUAAUUUUAUUUAACACGGUUUCAGCUGUGUUGAUUCGGUCAGGUUGUGUGUCCAAAGAGCAGGUUAACGUAUCAUUUUUACGGCAUGGCGAUGUUAUGUGAAGUAGCUUUAGAAAAGCUUUAAAUUGUCUCACAAAUCCUCCCUUCUCCUUGACCGACACUACACGAUUAUCUGAGUAAUUAGUUCCCCCAGAAUCAGGGGACAUAAAGUUAUUAAACCAAAGACAUUACUGAGACAGCUGCCCUGAGACCUGGUCCCAGAAAAGCAGAAGAAAGUAUGUGAGUUGAUGGAUGGAUGGAUGGAUGGAUGGAUGGAUGGAAGGGCACAGUCUGUUCAUACUAUGUGGUCAGUCCAGGAUGUAGUGUUCUUGGCAGAGACACAGAAGGUGUCUCCAAGGUACUGAUUCGCUCUCUUACAUUGGCCAUUAGUACACAGGUAGAAGCUGGAGCUCAUACCCACAAGGGCUCCUAAUGCUUGGCAGAGGGCGUGCCACACCUGUGGCAAAUCAGGGAAUCAAACCUAAAUUGAUGUUAGUAGAAAUGCCAUGGAGCCUAAAUACCUCUUGAACUAUAAUACCUGCUGUCCCCACAGCAGAGAGGGGUUUAGGCAUAGGUAUGAGAUGCCAAGGCUUUGGAAAUCGAUCAGCUGUGGUAAAUGGGAUGGUGAUAACUUUGGAUGGGGGUGGCUGAGUCUAAGUCCAGAGCUAUGUGAAACUAAGGGACUCGAUACAUAUAGAGAGGGUGAAGGAGACCAGUAGAGGAAGCAUUGGCAGUAUGGACUUGGUGUCUGCAUCCACAGUUGGCCAUCAGAAGCGUCUCUUGGGAGGGUGAGGGUCUAUCUAAAUCAAAUCAAAUCAAAUCAAAUUUUAUUUAUAUAGCGCCAAUUCACAACAGUCGUCAUCUCAAGACGCUUUUCAAAGAACAAGAGCAGGCCUAGACCACGCUCAUUGUUUGAUGAUCAAGAACCAACCUAAGAUGGGUUUUGGCCCAUUUCAUCUGACAUGAGUAGCAGUGGCAAGAAAAAACUUCCUUUUAACAGGCAGAAACCUUGAGCAGGACAGCUAAAAUAGGCUCCUGCCCCCCCUUCAACCCCAAACGGUAAGUGGUUAAGAUCAUGGAUUAGGGCUUCGAUAGUCUUGUACCUACAACAGGCUUAUGUUUGUGAGUUAAAUGUUUAAGCUUGUACAAACAGUAUUUGUGUGAUAUUUUAUGUCAAAUGUUUUUCAUAGAGAGUCAGUUUCUUUGUCUUAGCAGUUGAUUGUUUGACUCUUGGCCUCAACCUAUUUGCUGCAUGUCUUCCAUGCUCUCUCUUCAGCUGUCCUUUCUAAUAAAGGUAAAAAUUCCAGAAAAAUAUAACUUGAAAAGAUAAUGGAUGGAGGGAUGAAUGGAUGAAGUUAGAUUAGCACCAGAAUCUACAAAGGCCAAAAACGACAACUAAAGUCCAAUAUACUGUAACUUUCAAACUAUUUACACGGGGAAGGAUAGAAAAUGAUCUGACCAUACUCCUGUACUCCCACUUCGACUGGUGAGCACCUUUUUAGGCCUGUCAGAAAAAUCAGCAAGAAAAUGGACCAGUAUUGUCACAAAAUGUGGCAAAUGUGGUUUACCUGGUGUGUAGACUCACUCACAUGCCUCUCAGUGCAAUGAUUUAAUCAAUGAAAUCACAAACCACUAUUUCAGCUGCUUUUAUGCACUUUUCAUAAAUGAAUUCAUCUUUUUUAAGAUGUUAAUCUGUCUCACUUUACCUGCAUUCUAGGAAAACUUGAGAUUUCACACAGUAAUAACAAAACAGUCUGCAGCCACAGACAUCUGUAUCAUCAGAUUUGUUUGAUUAUUUUGCCAUGUUACAUAUUUUUAUAGUGUUUUUACAACAACUCAAUUACUAAUGUCCUUGUUAUUAAGGCGAGCUUCUUGAUUGUUGCAGAUAUCUGGUGAUUCCUUUAGGACCAUUGCCAUCAGCCUACUGUUUGAAUUCAUGGCUGUGCCCUCCACUGAACGCCUUGUCGGGGUGACGGACUAGACUUACGCUGCGGCCAUGUCUCCGGCAAAGCACGAAAAUAGAAAAUAGAAAAUAGAGCCCUAUGAGUCAGGAAUGGUUCAGAUGAACUUAACAUUAAUUCAUUCGUUUGCACUUAAGCUGUAAAGCAGCAUUUCUGUCUAUGCUUAGGUGUGAGGUUUGAAUGAUAGAAAGCCCCAUGAUGAACUGUUUAGUCUCUGUAUUUGUGAAUCCUCAGCAGCCAAGAACCAGCCAACACAAUGUCAAUAUUUGAUGAACAACUAAACAGUCUCAACACAGGACAUGCCUUAAUGUUUUUUUCAACCUGCAAAAAGACUAAUUCUGACUGAAAAAUCACUGACCCAACCCCGCUCAAACAGGAAAAAAAAAGACAACCCUUUGUACCUUCACAGUCCAAGAAGACAAAACACUUGGAGCUGUGCCACCAUCAGCUUCUAUAAAAGCUGAGCGGGUCUGUGAGGCUUCAUCAGUCAGCUUUCUCUGCGAAAAGCUUCUAACUCUGUUUUCCUACAGCUCUACUUUGAAGAAAACCACAUUCAGCAUCAUGAAUCUGUGGAUCAGCGGUCUACUCCUGCUGGCGGGGUUUGUCCUGAACAGUUCUGCUCUCUCCUAUGAAGAAUGCAGACCCCUGAUCACGCCUCACUCUAAAUGGACACCGGUAAGCCCUUCUCUGCUGCUUUUUCUGGGUCUUGGUACUGAUAUUGACAAUCUCAGGUCAUUUGAUCGCCCCUUAUCCUAAGGGUGUCAUAUCGUCAGAGAAAGGUUUGAUUUUUGCAUCUUUUCUCAUUGACCAAUUGGCUACCAAUCCGAGGUGCUGAUGACAUUCAUCUUUAACUUUAAUCUGUCAAUUCAGAGCAUCAGGUCAAUGAUCCAGUUCAAACACAGUACAAGUCAGAUCUCUUUGAUACCAAAGGUUAGGUACCAAUUAUGAAUAUAAAAGAUUUUCAAUCUGAAUUAAUAACCAAAGCUCAGCAUUCUGCUCUUCUUAAACCAAUGAAAUAUAAUUGUCAACUUCACUGUUCUCUGUUUGUCUGCAGAUGUUCGGGAGGUGGACUUUCACAAUGGGUUAUACUGAUAAUCCAGUGUUUCAAGCCAUGUUCAGGUCAUGCAAAAGCCAGUGGAUUGACUUUCAUCCAUCAGAUUCCGGCAACUCUAAUGAAGUUAUUGAGGAGGUGGGACAAAGUCAGUAAGUAUCUGAUUUAUUUAUUUUUAUUGUGUGUGUUUGUGUGUGUGUGUGUGUGUGUGUGUGUGUGUGUGUGUGUGUACAUAUAUUUUUUAAUCAUUUAUAUAUAUAUUUUUUUACUUGUCUUCUGGUUGCCUUAAAACUUAAACGAUUCUGGGAUUUGAUUGAAUUGAAUGAUUUUCUGUUUAUGUAAAGCACUUUUUGCUACAUCUUUGUAUGAAAGGUGCUGUACAAAUAAAGUCUGAGAGACUUAUUUAUUUAUUUAUUUAUUUUAUUAUAUAUAUUUUUAUUUUUAUUUUUUUUUUUUUUUUUUGGGGGGGUAUGCAUUUUUUCAGACUCUAUUCUUCCUCUCUGACUCCUCUUAAAUAUCUUUACAUGAUUUUCAGAUAAAAAAAAAAAUCAGCCUCACUCUGGUGAAUCAAAAUAUCAUUAUUUUCAGCCUUCAUCUCAAGCACUUCAUUUGAGCUGAUGUCUCUUGACUUAUACUUGUACUGAUUUCCUCCUGAGAUGAAUAUAGUAUUCUGAUUCUGAUUUUGUUUCUCUUUUUUUCAGCCCAGAACAGGGUGUUUGCAAGAAUUACGUUUCCAAGUUGAUCAUUAUGAACAACCUGAUGAUAGGCUCAAGUAAGUCACUUGAUCCUAUAUGAUGCUUGAGUCUAUUCAUACAACAUCCAUUAGUAAAUGAAGGACCCUGUUUUACUGUGUGGUUGAGUACUAACCUCUGCAUUUGAAUAAGAGUCGAGACAUAAUUGAACCUGAAGAAAAUGUUGGACCCUUGCUCUUGAUUUGGGUCUUAGAGCGAGCUUUCUGCCUCGAGUGAUAAUGCUGACUUGAUUUAUGAUUUUUCCAAUUUCUUUUAUCCUCAGAGUUCAACUUCACCUGCACCUACCACUCUAUACCAACUAUUAAGGGCUGUGUGCUUUACCAUGUCACCGCUUUGAACAACAACAACCUGGUCACAGCCGACAACCCCACAGUAAAGGAGGAGACAAGAGGCUAUAAAACCUUCUACCUGUUGUGUAAGUAAAACAACUCUGGGCUGAAACACUUUAUAUAAAUCUGGGACAUUUUUUUAAAGUCAGUUUCAUUACAACUUUGUUUCUGUCCAGGCACCAAGCAGACUAUCUCUGACAAAGACCAGGAGUAUGUCAAGAAGCAAGCUGAAUGUCUUGGUUUCACAGGAGACCCUCAAUUUAUGUAUGACCCCAAAUACCGUAAGUGACCCUUAAACUCCUCUGAUUGAACAGUGAAAUGGAGAUAUUUCUUUCAUGUGAAAAUUAAUUUUCUCUAUUUUCUUUGCAGCUUUCUGUUAUGAAGCCCACCCAUAACUGAAGUCAAAAUCAAGCUUCCUUGACAAAUUUUCCAAAUGGAAAUAUUUGAAUUCAGGAAAUAAAAAGUAACACAAACAUGAAAUGUGUGUACAGUAUUUUUUUGAAUCCAGCUAAGUUACAAAUGAUGGGAAGGGAGGGGUGUGAGGUUAAGGGUCAUGCAUGAGUUGAAGGGGCCAAAUGCAUGUAGUAAUAUCAGUAGGUUCAAGAAAUACACAAAUAGAGUUGAACAAGAAUUUUGAAAAGCCUUGUUUCUUGGAGAUGGUCCCUUGUAGAUAUGGAGGUCUGAAAUCAGCAGCAUUCUUCAAAUAAACAGAUGGGUUUAAAUGAGGAUUAAAUCAAAGAUUAACUUACCAUAUAAAUGUGGUCAAUAUACCAGUUGCAUCAACAUAUCAACAGUAUUAAAGCUAGACAGUUAAUUCUGUGUUAUCAGCAGCAGGUACAAUUCAAACUGAUCGAGGUAAACCAGUGUUGAGCGUUGCAGUCUCAAUGAAUCCAUGACUACAUAGUUGCUGUCCCCUUAAGGGGUGGAGGAAGACUGCUGAUCUACAACAGACUUAAACCAUACCUACCUGAGAUAUUUGUUUGAGGUCCACCACAAAAAAGAGACAAUGUUACUACAUUUCAUACAUCAUGACCAAAGAGAAAUUAAACUGCUUAAUUCAUCAUUCUGCAGAAGGGGGGGUUGAUAAGGGGUUUGAUGGCCUGGGUUCAGCAUCCAUCACACAUGAGCUGUCCAAAGUCCAACACUGUGUUCACAUUUCUGUCCUCUAAGGUCCAUUUAUUCAUCCAAGUGCUUUCAAAUGGAAGAAGUUGAAACCAAUCCAAUUAAACCCUUCAAACCGUCUGGAGUUUAUUAAUGAUUUGUAAAGGGGUCAGCAGUCAUGCAGCUGUGCCUGUGGGCAGUAAGAGAAGGACAGAGGUUGGACUUGGAGGAGGGGGGGGGUAAACACACACAAACAGCAGAUCUGGCUCUUGCCUGCUCUGUAGAUGGAGACUGAGAAGAGGAUCUGAGAAAGUGAGGUCAAAGAAUAUCAGGGAGAGAUAGACCCUUUUCCAAAGUUUGAUUUCUGGAUGAUCUUUGACUGGGUUCAUGACGUUCUUGUGGGAAAGAUCAUCUUCUUUCUCUGCAGCUGCAUAGAUUACAGUGAACCAAAUGCCACCACCAUUAAAGGGGAACUCAAUCCUGCCUAUUGCUUCCUAUAAGGUCAGGAGGAUCAGACCCUACAACAGCUCCUGGUGUACGCUUUUGUAUUUUAAGGCGCUGACAACUGCAACUCCUUUCUGAAAGGCCUCCCUGCAUCUCUCCCAGCCCCAAAAACUGUGAUGGCUCAUCUCCCACCACCUCUAUGACGUAGACACCACUCCCGCCACAGGACCCCCCCCCCCCCCAAACCCCCCAAAUCCCCCAAACAACAAGGGAGUACUGCAGCAUCCUCUCCCCCAGUGUGAUAAGAGCACAGGACUAACUGUGAGGAACACCUCGUUCUCAGUAAGCUCUUGCUGAUUUGUUUUGGGUCCAGGCAAGGAUAACUACAGUUAUAUCUCUUCCCAGAACAGCCUGCGGCCCGAUGAGGUAAUGUCAUCAAUCCCAGUCUUAAUAAGUAAUAGAAAUACUAAUCUGCCGAGGAACAGAAGGUACCUAACUAAGAAUUCAUCAAACUUAGCCUCCAUCCCCCGUCAGCCCAUCAUGAGAAAUAGUACAGAUAAUUUCUCUAGCACACUACAUUCAGCUCUUUUAAAUGUCAGAUCUUUAGCUGGAAAAUCAUUCUUAAUCAACGAUUUUAUCAUCAAGCACAAUCUCAACUUAAUGUAUUUAACUGAAACCUGGUUAGAACAAGAUAACAGUCCAACUGUUCUUAUCGAGUCAGCCCCCCCUAACUUCAGCUUUAUGAGUGAAACGAGGAAGCAUAGAAAAGGAGGUGGAGUAGCUAUCUUAUUUAAGGACUCAUUGCAAUGUAAACAGAUGUAGUAUGGGAAUUUUCCUUCCUUUGAAUAUGUGGCCUUCCAGUUGAACUCUGCUACUAGAGCAAUAUUCCUUAACAUCUACAGACCUCCUAAAUACUGGGUGAAUUUUUUUGAUGACUUUACUGAAUUUCUGUCUAUAAUCUGUAUUGACUUUGAGUAGUGAUAGUUGGUGAUUUUAACAAUCACGUUGACAACCUCAGGACAGAGGCAACCAAAGAAUUGUGCUGUCUCCUUGAUAACUAUGGUUUGACCCAACAUGUAACAGAGCCCACACACAAUAGAGGUCACACUCUAGACUUCAUUAUUUCCAAGGGCCUGAACAUACCCAAAAUCAUGGAUACUGAUGUUGCUAUCUCUGAUCACUCCUGUGUGUUUUUGAGAGUACUAUUUCUAUGCUAUUCACUACUAACUACUACUAGAGGUAAUCACCAAGCGGCUUAUCACUGACAACACCAGUGAAAUAUUUAAUCAGGCUUUGACUCUUCUCCCAGCUCUUUCACGGCUCUCGGUCAAUGAGCUUGUAGAAGACCUUUGCUCUAGAAUCACAGAUGUGAUGGAUGCCAUUGCGCCCACCAAGGUGAAAAUAGUCUCUGACAAGAAAAGAUCUCUAUGGAGGAAUGCCGCGCUGGUUAGAGCUGAAAAAAGAGAGUGUCGGAAAGCCGAAUGCAGAUGGCGAAAGACAAGCCUUCAGGUUCACUAUCAGCUCUAUAAAGAGAGACUUCGUAUCUUUAACCUAGAACUGAGAAAUGCUAGGCGAUCCUUCUUCUCAGACAUCAUCACCAAAAACAAAAUAAUGCACACGCCUAUUUACCACAGUCGACAGGCUAACAAACCGUUCAGUAUCAGUAGCCUCUGAAUUUCUGUCCGCCAAGGCUUGUAAUGAAUUUGCCUCCUUCUUCAAUAACAAAAUCCAGAAAAUUAGACAAACAGUCAGUAGCUCAAUAUCCGGUACAGAUUAUGUGUUGUCCAUGCGUACUAACCCCAGUAGCAUGACACAAUUAAACCCGAUCAACAUUAAAACCCUGGAGGACAUCAAACUAAAUCUGAACUCCUCCACCUGCUGCCUUGAUUCUCUGCCAACAGGUUUCUUUAAAACAGUUUCUAAUUGCAUGGCCUCAGAUCUUCUACAGAUUGUCAACAUGUCACUUCUGUCAGGUGUCUUUCCACAGGCCCUGAAAACUGCUGUCAUAAAGCCUCUCCUAAAAAAAAGCAACCUAGACAACUCAGUAAUGAACAAGUAUAGGCCUAUAUCGAACCUCCCGUAUUUAAGCAAAAUCAUUGACAAAGCAGCCUUCCAACAGCUUCACAACUUCUUAGUCCUGAACAACUGUCUUGACGUUUUCCAGUCAGGGUUUCAACCGCAUCACAGCACUGAGACUGCUCUUAUCAAAGUCUUUAACGACAUCCACUUAAACUCAGACAAUGGCAAAAUUUCAGUCCUAGUAUUGCUCGAGUAUUGCAGCUGCAUUGAACCACCUUUGGGGGGGCCCAGCUCGCAAAAGGUUGAGAACCCCUGGUUUAGAUGAACUGAGGCAGUCCUUUGAGGAACUGUGUACUCUGUGUAUCUCUGCCCACUUGUUUUUCAGCAUCCAAGAAAAAUCAACAAUCUGUAAAUGUUUGAUGCCCAAAAUGAACAGUAUCCUUAGAAAGCAUUUAAACACAACACAACCUGCAAUCUCCUUUGAACCCACAGUGAGACAGGAAUGACUUUAGAUAGCAGUUGCACUUAAGUACAUCAUUUACACGCUCACGUUUACAUGCACAGCUUAGAGGAGCUAGGGUUAUUAUGCUAUCAGCUUGUUUCGGUUGACUUCUAUCCUUAUCCCAGUGUAUGACCACCAGUUGAGAACCAAUUUGUCGGUCUCUUUUCGCUCUGGUAGAAGGUGAUUUACGCUCUUUUAGUUUUCUCACCAUCAGGCCACCUCUUGGUUGAAGUCUCAAAACAAAAACUUAAAAGAAUACUUAAGCAGCAUAAACGAAUCAUAUGUCAAACAAGAAAAUCAAUAACCUCCCCAUAUCUUUAGUUAGAUGGUACCACAGGGUCGUCUUAUCUUACAUCAGUUCUUCUGCUCUCUAUGUUUUUUUUAUACCACACAGCUUCCUGUGUGAUGUGCAAGUGCUGUCCAGCUUUCGAGCCAAAGCUAGACAUGCAAUAUGUUUAACAUACAACCUUCAUCUGAACUGUUAGACCAGAUUGCGAGGUAUACACACUGAACAGAACUGGGGCUCUAUUUUCAUGCCCGCUGGUGACAAGGCGGAGGGUGGCAAACCCCGCGCAGUGGUAUUUUUGUCUGGCGGAGCCAGGAGUACAGCCCUUUUGGUAUUUUCGUAGACUGAGGCCCACAGAGGUCUGCCAAGCUGGGCGUGGUGGAAGGGGGAGGUGUCGACAGAAUUAGCUGGUGCAGUGACAUUUUCCUGCUCACCAGCGGCGUAUAAAGUGCACUGAAAUCUCGCCGAUUCAAACCUGGUCAGCUUUUGGCGCAGGCGGAGCACAGCUUGUCUAGUGGUAUUUUGGUAAACCGCCGGCGUAUGCAACCGAUGCCUCACCGGCAGGUUUCCACAGUGUCAGGCAUAUUUCACUGCAAUAAAUAAUCAUCAACAACUAAAAAUCUGAGUCAGCACAUACAUUUAGAUCUAUAUAGAUAUAUUCUGAUCUAUAUUUGAUCUGAUGAGCGUGUUUGGCACGCGUUUGGACACACAACCUGACCAAAUCAACACAGCUAAAACGGCAUUAACUUGAAUUAAAUAUCUAGUAAACAGACACACACGAUGAAGUGAACAACAUAUUUAAUUCGUCUGCCCCAUUUCUAUCUUCCUCUUAUUUCUCGCGCAGCUCGACCUGGACAUCCUGCUGCAGCUGCUGCUGCGGCAGCUGAACAGAUGAUUUGUUUCAGUGAUCAGAUGAGUUAUUGACUUUAAGCCUACAUACGAAUAUUAUAAUAUUCAGUUUUGAUCAUUUACGCACAGAUGGUUCUGAUUUUAAUGCCAUUAUUGGAAUUUAUGUUGUGAUCUCUGCGCACAACCCACCUUUGUCACGUGAGGUUUGAAUAUAUGCAACUUUAUGUGUGUCUUUAUUUGUGGAAAAGGGUGUUUGUCUUACCAGUGGGUCCAACAUUACACACACCAACUCCAUCUGUGCUUAUAUGAGAGAGUGUAAAGGACGCCUUCUGCAGCGUUUACAGUGACACUUGUUGAGGGGCUGCCUUCUGUCGCCUACGUGUGACAUUACUGUCUUCAGACAUCUCUUGAUCUCUUUGACUACUUCACGAAAAUUGUAAUAUGCCUUGCCGGUGGUGGAUUUAGAGGUGAGGAGAGGAGCGGUCCUUAUUGGCAAAAACAGGUCUCGGCUGUGUUAAACCCACUCCAUGCCCUCUCUACGACUUAUGCCGCUGGGAGGAGCUGAGUCAGGGAGGGGGGAAACUUACACCGGGCUGCGCCGCUCACCAAAAUACAAAAAUGUGCUUGGGCAUGCCUUGUCGGUGCGGCGGACCUGACUUACGCCACAAUGCCGGGGAGGCACAGAAAUAUAGCCCCUGAUCUCCAGUCUAGCUUCAGCUGAAAUAACACCUAAUUGGCUGAACUGCUAAUGCUACUUGUGCUGUCAGCAGUGGCAGGCUGUGCAGACUUUGCUCACAUUUUAAUGCUUUCCGCAUAAAAACUCGGGAAGUAAUUCCUCAAAUGAUUAAACAGAUCUGUUAUCUUGCAGGUUUUUUGAGGGCACAGACUGCCGACAUACCUUGCACAUCAGCUUACGUGCUCAACGUCACUUUGGAGAUACCCGAACCACUGCCACACAAACGACAUUGAAUAACUUUUCUUCUGAACAAUGGCAUUGUCAGAGGAUGACUCACAGUCAUGGCUGAUGUCUAUUUUGCUGCGCUUAGCUCCACGUUUAGCUCCAUGUUCGGUUACUCUGUUUCCUUCUCCUAUUUACUUUUUUUUUUUUUUUACAGGAAAAGCUCAACUCUGAUUGGUUGUUGUUACACACAUUUCGGCCUUGUUUGAUCAAGUUAAUAUGCUCAUGACUGUACUUUAACUUGAUAACAAAACUGGGGAACACCAUGGGUUAAAGGCAUUGAAUUAUUGCCUUGAUUGGGAUUGUUUUCUACAGGGCAGUUAAUUCAUUAGUUUGCACUUAAGCUGUAAAGCAGCAUUUCUGUCUAUGCUUAGGUGUGAGGUUUGAAUGAUAGAAAGCCCCAUGAUGAACUGUUUAGUCUCUGUAUUUGUGAAUCCUCAGCAGCCAAGAACCAGCCAACACAAUGUCAAUAUUUGAUGAACAACUAAACAGUCUCAACACAGGACAUGCCUUAAUGUUUUUUUCAACCUGCAAAAAGACUAAUUCUGACUGAAAAAUCACUGACCCAACUCUGCUCAAACAGGAAAAAAAAAGACAACCCUUUGUACCUUCACAGUCCAAGAAGACAAAACACUUGGAGCUGUGCCACCAUCAGCUUCUAUAAAAGCUGAGCGGGUCUGUGAGGCUUCAUCAGUCAGCUUUCUCUGAGAAAAGCUUCUAACUCUGUUUUCCUACAGCUCUACUUUGAAGAAAACCACAUUCAGCAUCAUGAAUCUGUGGAUCAGCGGUCUACUCCUGCUGGCGGGGUUUGUCCUGAACAGUUCUGCUCUCUCCUAUGAAGAAUGCAGACCCCUGAUCACGCCUCACGCUAAAUGGACAUCGGUAAGCCCUUCUCUGCUGCUUUUUCUGGGUCUUGGUACUGAUAUUGACAAUCUCAGGUCAUUUGAUCGCCCCUUAUCCUAAGGGUGUCAUAUCGUCAGAGAAAGGUUUGAUUUUUGCAUCUUUUCUCAUUGACCAAUUGGCUACCAAUCCGAGGUGCUGAUGACAUUCAUCUUUAACUUUAAUCUGUCAAUUCAGAGCAUCAGGUCAAUGAUCCAGUUCAAACACAGUACAAGUCAGAUCUCUUUGAUACCAAAGGUUAGGUACCAAUUAUGAAUAUAAAAGAUUUUCAAUCUGAAUUAAUAACCAAAGCUCAGCAUUCUGCUCUUCUUAAACCAAUGAAAUAUAAUUGUCAACUUCACUGUUCUCUGUUUGUCUGCAGAUGUUCGGGAGGUGGACUUUCACAAUGGGUUAUACUGAUAAUCCAGUGUUUCAAGCCAUGUUCAGGUCAUGCAAAAGCCAGUGGAUUGACUUUCAUCCAUCAGAUUCCGGCAACUCUAAUGAAGUUAUUGAGGAGGUGGGACAAAGUCAGUAAGUAUCUGAUUUAUUUAUUUUUAUUGUGUGUGUUUGUGUGUGUGUGUGUUUGUGUGUGUGUGUGUUUGUGUGUGUGUGUGUGUGUACAUAUAUUUUUUAAUCAUUUAUAUAUAUAUUUUUUUACUUGUCUUCUGGUUGCCUUAAAACUUAAACGAUUCUGGGAUUUGAUUGAAUUGAAUGAUUUUCUGUUUAUGUAAAGCACUUUUUGCUACAUCUUUGUAUGAAAGGUGCUGUACAAAUAAAGUCUGAGAGACUUAUUUAUUUAUUUAUUUAUUUUAUUUUAUUUUAUUUAUUUAUUUAUUUUUUUUUUUUUUUUUUUUUGGGGGGGGGGGUAUGCAUUUUUUCAGACUCUAUUCUUCCUCUCUGACUCCUCUUAAAUAUCUUUACAUGAUUUUCAGAUAAAAAAAAAAAUCAGCCUCACUCUGGUGAAUCAAAAUAUCAUUAUUUUCAGCCUUCAUCUCAAGCACUUCAUUUGAGCUGAUGUCUCUUGACUUAUACUUGUACUGAUUUCCUCCUGAGAUGAAUAUAGUAUUCUGAUUCUGAUUUUGUUUCUCUUUUUUUCAGCCCAGAACAGGGUGUUUGCAAGAAUUACGUUUCCAAGUUGAUCAUUAUGAACAACCUGAUGAUAGGCUCAAGUAAGUCACUUGAUCCUAUAUGAUGCUUGAGUCUAUUCAUACAACAUCCAUUAGUAAAUGAAGGACCCUGUUUUACUGUGUGGUUGAGUACUAACCUCUGCAUUUGAAUAAGAGUCGAGACAUAAUUGAACCUGAAGAAAAUGUUGGACCCUUGCUCUUGAUUUGGGUCUUAGAGCGAGCUUUCUGCCUCGAGUGAUAAUGCUGACUUGAUUUAUGAUUUUUCCAAUUUCUUUUAUCCUCAGAGUUCAACUUCACCUGCACCUACCACUCUAUACCAACUAUUAAGGGCUGUGUGCUUUACCAUGUCACCGCUUUGAACAACAACAACCUGGUCACAGCCGACAACCCCACAGUAAAGGAGGAGACAAGAGGCUAUAAAACCUUCUACCUGUUGUGUAAGUAAAACAACUCUGGGCUGAAACACUUUAUAUAAAUCUGGGACAUUUUUUUAAAGUCAGUUUCAUUACAACUUUGUUUCUGUCCAGGCACCAAGCAGACUAUCUCUGACAAAGACCUGGAGUAUGUCAAGAAGCAAGCUGAAUGUCUUGGUUUCACAGGAGACCCUCAAUUUAUGUAUGACCCCAAAUACGGUAAGUGACCCUUAAACUCCUCUGAUUGAACAGUGAAAUGGAGAUAUUUCUUUCAUGUGAAAAUUAAUUUUCUCUAUUUUCUUUGCAGCUUUCUGUUAUGAAGCCCACCCAUAACUGAAGUCAAAAUCAAGCUUCCUUGACAAAUUUUCCAAAUGGAAAUAUUUGAAUUCAGGAAAUAAAAAGUAACACAAACAUGAAAUGUGUGUACAGUAUUUUUUUGAAUCCAGCUAAGUUACAAAUGAUGGGAAGGGAGGGGUGUGAGGUUAAGGGUCAUGCAUGAGUUGAAGGGGCCAAAUGCAUGUAGUAAUAUCAGUAGGUUCAAGAAAUACACAAAUAGAGUUGAACAAGAAUUUUGAAAAGCCUUGUUUCUUGGAGAUGGUCCCUUGUAGAUAUGGAGGUCUGAAAUCAGCAGCAUUCUUCAAAUAAACAGAUGGGUUUAAAUGAGGAUGAAAUCAAAGAUUAACUUACCAUAUAAAUGUGGUCAAUAUACCAGUUGCAUCAACAUAUCAACAGUAUUAAAGCUAGACAGUUAAUUCUGUGUUAUCAGCAGCAGGUACAAUUCAAACUGAUCGAGGUAAACCAGUGUUGAGCGUUGCAGUCUCAAUGAAUCCAUGACUACAUAGUUGCUGUCCCCUUAAGGGGUGGAGGAAGACUGCUGAUCUACAACAGACUUAAACCAUACCUACCUGAGAUAUUUGUUUGAGGUCCACCACAAAAAAGAGACAAUGUUACUACAUUUCAUACAUCAUGACCAAAGAGAAAUUAAACUGCUUAAUUCAUCAUUCUGCACAAGGGGGGGUUGAUAAGGGGUUUGAUGGCCUGGGUUCAGCAUCCAUCACACAUGAGCUGUCCAAAGUCCAACACUGUGUUCACAUUUCUGUCCUCUAAGGUCCAUUUAUUCAUCCAAGUGCUUUCAAUUGGAAGAAGUUGAAACCAAUCGGAUUAAACCCUUCAAACUGUCUGGAGUUUAUUAAUGAUUUGUAAAGGGGUCAGCAGUCAUGCAGCUGUGCCUGUGGGCAGUAAGAGAAGGACAGAGGUUGGACUUGGGGGGGGGGGGGGGGGGGUGUAAACACACACAAACAGCAGAUCUGGCUCUUGCCUGCUCUGUAGAUGGAGACUGAGAAGAGGAUCUGAGAAAGUGAGGUCAAAGAAUAUCAGGGAGAGAUAGACCCUUUUCCAAAGUUUGAUUUCUGGAUGAUCUUUGACUGGGUUCAUGACGUUCCAUUAAAGGGGAACUCAAUCCUGCCUAUUGCUUCCUAUAAGGUCAGGAGGAUCAGACCCUACAACAGCUCCUGGUGUACGCUUUUGUAUUUUAAGGCGCUGACAACUGCAACUCCUUACUGAAAGGCCUCCCUGCAUCCUUGAAAAACAACACAUCACUCAGCAGUGUAUCUCAAUAGCAUUUGAAAGAGUCGAUCAAUCACACUUUUCUUAUCCAGAUACUUUUUCAUACUGGCUUUGAAUUUUUUUCUUGUAAUUGGUUAUGUAGCUAUCUUUUUAAUAGACAUCAGUGUGUAAAGGCUGGAAACAUUCAAACAGAGUUUUUAUCUCCAUCCAAAGGUGUCCCGCACGGAUCAGUUUUGGAGCCUAUUUUAAUAUUGUUUCCUCCUCAACAGUCUGUCAGACAUUUUUGACCUUUAUGCUGAUGAUAUUUUCUUAUAUUCUUAUAUUGUUCUGGCUCAGUUAGAAAAUGCUGCUGUAACACCAUAAUUUAUUGAUUUGAAAUCAAUAAAGUAAUUCUGAUUCUUACAUUAUUUUACACUGCUCUGCUGAUUCUGCUUACUUAGCUGUAGAGAAGCUGCAAUGUGCUUUUUAUCAUCUUCAAAAUGUUUUUAACAGCCUUCCACACUCAGUGGUAACAUUGUUUCAGUAUAUUAACAUCCUGGUACUUGGCUGGAUGAAUCGUUCUCAUUUAAGCCCCAUAUUGAGACUCUUAACAGUAAAUUUAGGCAAAAACUUAGUUUUCUGUUCAGACACAAAUCAAACUUCCCUCCUGAGUUCUGGUUUUGGCAGACAUGAAUAGGAGUUGUGUGAUUCUGUGCUCGAUUAUUCUUCCUCAUGGACUUAGAUGACGUCAGUGUUUCAGCGGGGCGCCCUGCCAACUACUAGCCCUGCCAACAAGACCCCAUCCCAGAAAUUGAAGUUGUAGAUUAACUAAAGCUCCCAAUAGUUUCAUUACUUUCAUGAAAAAUGUAUCUCUCCUCUCCUCUCCUCGCGCUUGCCACUCAAAACCUGCCAGUUUUGCACAGGAUGGUUUUGCCAACCCGGGGUUCUGGCUCCUUUUCAUCACAUUUGCCACCAACAAAACAAUAAAAAAAAACUGGUAAUGGAGCAGCGAAGUGUAUCCGAAAGUUCAGCAACCCAAUUGAAAAUAUCAAAAUCUUAAAAAAAACAAAACAAAACAAAAAAAAAACAGUACGUAGUGAUGUGGACGCCUCACAUUCUCGUGGAUGCUUGCCAAAGCAUCUCUCCCAGCCCCAAAAACGGUGCUGGCUCAUCUCCCACCACCCCUCUGACAUAGACAUGGAUCAUACAGUGUACGAAAAAGCUAGGGGGAAACACAGGAGGUUAUGGUUGUUCCACGCUGGACUAAAAUUUUAUUUUUCGUUUUUGAAGUUGUGGAUGAUAGAAAGUUGAAUUUUCAAGUAGGUCAAAUAUGGUUUCAUAGCAAAAAAAAUAAGUUUGAAAACUUACUUACAAUGUCAGAUCAUGCUUUAAAAUUCAAUAAAAUCAUUCCAUUUCACUUUCUAGUGGCACAAAUCCCAGUCCAUAAACCUGCAGUUAUUAUGGAUCAGGACCUGAAUGCAGAGCGUGUGGGCCAGUAUGGGAUGGUAAAGAGGGUGUUGCAGCAACAGCUGCAGAGAUAAGACUAUGAGUCAGGGAUGGUUUAGAUGAACUGAGGCAGUCCUUUGAGGAACUGUGUACUCUGUGUAUCUCUGCCCACUUGUUUUUCAGCAUCCAAGAAAAAUCAACAAUCUGUAAAUGUUUGAUGUCCAAAAUGAACAGUAUCCUUAGAAAGCAUUUAAACACAACACAACCUGCAAUCUCCUUUGAACCCACAGUGAGACAGGAAUGACUUUAGAUAGCAGUUGCACUUAAAACACAUGAACCCAAAAACAAAGACACAGACAGGAAGACGUCAGCUGUCUGUUUUCAAUUCAGGGUUUUCUGAUGUAGGCUCUAUCAGCACUCAUCAGAGUGGAUGCAUUGUGGGUACUUUUGUACUUCUUUUGUGCAAAGGCAGUGAUUGCUGUCUGUGUCCUUCACUCAGACUGUUGAAGUACAUCAUUUACACGCUCACGUUUACAUGCACAGCUUAGAGGAGCUAGGGUUAUUAUGCUAUCAGCUUGUUUCGAUUGACUUCUAUCCUUAUCCCAGUGUAUGACCACCAGUUGAGAACCAAUUUGUCGGUCUCUUUUCGCUCUGGUAGAAGGUGAUAUGCGCUCUUUUAGUUUUCUCACCAUCAGGCCACCUCUUGGUUGAAGUCUCAAAACAAAAACUUAAAAGAAUACUUAAGCAGCACAAACGAAUCAUAUGUCAAACAAGAAAAUCAAUAACCUCCCCAUUUCUUUAGUCAGAUGGUACCACAGGGUCGUCUUAUCUUACAUCAGUUCUUCUGCUCUCUAUGUUUUUUUUUAUACCACACAGCUUCCUGUGUGAUGUCUAAGUGCUGUCCAGCUUUCGAGCCAGACAUCAGAACUGAUCUCUGGGUAUGUCAGUCCUACUGAAAGAAACCUGAUUGGGUGCUAAUACAGUCAGACAAAUAUCACUACAUGUCUUCCGCCAGUCCAGCUUCAGCUGUCAGCAGUGGCAGGCUGUGCAGACUCUGCAAGCAUUUUAAUGCUUUCCGCAUAAAAACUCGGGAAGUAAUUCUUCAAAUGAUUAAACAGAUCUGUUGUCCUGUCGGUGUUUGAGGGCACAGACCGCCUACAUACCUUGCACAUCGGCUUCAUUGCUCAACGUCACUUUGGAGAUAUCCGAACCACGGCCACACAAAUUAAAUUGAAUAACUUUUCUUCUGAACAAUGGCAUUGUCAGAGGAUGACUCACAGUCAUGGCUGAUGUCUAUUUUGCUGCACUCAGCUCCACGUUUAGCUCCAUGUUCGGUUACUCUGUUUCCUUCUCCUAUUUACUUUUUUUUUUUUUUUACAGGAAAAGCUCAACUCUGAUUGGUUGUUGUUACACACAUUUCGGCCUUGUUUGAUCAAGUUAAUAUGCUCAUGACUGUACUUUAACUUGAUAACAAAACUGGGGAACACCAUGGGUUAAAGGCAUUGAAUUAUUGCCUUGAUUGGGAUUGUUUUCUACAGGGCAGUUAAUUCAUUAGUUUGCACUUAAGCUGUAAAGCAGCAUUUCUGUCUAUGCUUAGGUGUGAGGUUUGAAUGAUAGAAAGCCCCAUGAUGAACUGUUUAGUCUCUGUAUUUGUGAAUCCUCAGCAGCCAAGAACCAGCCAACACAAUGUCAAUAUUUGAUGAACAACUAAACAGUCUCAACACAGGACAUGCCUUAAUGUUUUUUUCAACCUGCAAAAAGACUAAUUCUGACUGAAAAAUCACUGACCCAACCCCGCUCAAACAGGAAAAAAAAAGACAACCCUUUGUACCUUCACAGUCCAAGAAGACAAAACACUUGGAGCUGUGCCACCAUCAGCUUCUAUAAAAGCUGAGCGGGUCUGUGAGGCUUCAUCAGUCAGCUUUCUCUGAGAAAAGCUUCUAACUCUGUUUUCCUACAGCUCUACUUUGAAGAAAACCACAUUCAGCAUCAUGAAUCUGUGGAUCAGCGGUCUACUCCUGCUGGCGGGGUUUGUCCUGAACAGCUCUGCUCUCUCCUAUGAAGAAUGCAGACCCCUGAUCACGCCUCACGCUAAAUGGACAUCGGUAAGCCCUUCUCUGCUGCUUUUUCUGGGUCUUGGUACUGAUAUUGACUAUCUGGAAUUAUUUGACUGCUUCAUUUGUUGGCUCCAUUCAGUUUUUUAAUAAGAAAAUUUGGAAGGAAGACAAAGUCGUCAGACCCAGACUGCAAGGUUUCUGGGUGUGACGGUUUGUACUGGAGAACAGAUUCCAAAACACAAACCAGCAAAAAGAAAGAGAAAAAAAGUGGGCUCAGUGAGGAAAGACCCUGAGUAUGUCAUUGGCUACCAAUCCAAGGAGCUGAUGACAUUCAACUUUAACUUUAAUCUGUCAAUGUAGGCUAUCAGGUCAAUGACCCAGUUCAGACAGAGUAAAAGUCAGACCUUUUCUCUUUAUUUCCUGUCUUAUUAUUCCAAAACAAAAUUAACUUUUAAUAGUUAUAAUAGAAAUACUUAAUACAUACUAUGUUGUGAAUGAUGGUUUUAUAGGCAUUUAAAGCUACUGUGAGUGACUUUCGUUUUUCUGUCUAUUUUUCGGCCCCCUGUUAACAAAGAGAUUUUUAAUAUCUUGUCAUCUGUUUUUCAGUGGUGUCUUUAAAAAUCUCAUCCUGCUGGCUUUCAACAGUCAAAUAAAUCAAUUUUGGCAAAAUUAUAUGUGUAAAAACAGGGCUGCAUUAAAGUCACUCAGCUGAAUCCUACCACCUCACACCACUUUCAGACGUUCAAAUUAUAUUUGUUGUCAAUCUUUUCACUGAUGGUCUAACUUUGUUUUUAAGGUUAUAAAAAGGCAUUACUAUGAAUUUCAGUGUGUUUCAUCAAUGUCAAAACACUUCACUGGAAUUUUAAAAACCGGAUAGUUGUUUUUUCCAGUCAGGUGUAAAUAUUUUUUUUUUCAAAACUGAGGCUUUUUGACACCAAAGUUUAAGUACCUAAUAAAAAAAAAGAUUAAUAAACUGAAUUGAUAACCAAAGCUCAACAUUCUGCUCUUCUUAAACCAAAGAAAUGUAUUUGUCAAUUUUCCUGUUCUCUGUUUGUCUGCAGAUGUACGGGAGGUGGACUUUCAUCUUGGGUUGGACUGAAAAUCCAGUAUUUGAAGCCAUGUUCAGGUCAUGCAAGAGCCAAUGGAUUGACUUUCAUCCAUCGCCAUCCGGCAACCCUUAUGAAGUUAUUGAGGAUGUAGCACAAAGGCAGUGAGUAUCUGAUUUAUUUUUAAAGUCCGUCUGUGAGUAAAGAUACUGUAUGUGUGUGUAUUAUAAUAUUAGCUCUUUGUGCUACAUCUGUAAAAAGUGCAACACAAAUAAAGUCUGAUUGAUUAAUUGAUUGAUUAUUUGAUUGUUUUAUUUGUACAUGUUCUUUUAUCAAUUUUAUUUUAUUUCUUUUUACUUGUCUGCAUGCUUUAGGACUUUCACGAUUCAGUGAUUUACUCUUUAAUGAAUUUCUAUUUAUGUAAAGCACUGUGCUACAUCUUUGUAUGAAAGUGCUAUACAAAUAAAGUCUGAUUGCUUGAUUGAUUUGAUGUUGGGGUGUGUAUUUUUUUCACACUCUAUACUUCCUUUCUAAUCCCUCUUUAAUAUCUUUACAUGAUUUAUAGAUCAAAAACAGCCUCCUGUUUCUACCUCUGGUGUAUUAAAUGUCAUUAUUUCAGCCUCUGUUUCAAGCACUUCAUUUGAGCUGCUGUCUCUUUAUUUAUACUUGUACUGAUUUCCUCCUGAGAUGAAUAUAGUAUUCUGAUUCUGAUUCUCUUGUUUCGCUUCUUUUCAGCCCAGGUCUUUGCAAGUAUUACACAUCCAAAUUAGUUAUUAUGAACAACCUGAUGAUAGGCUCAAGUAAGUCACCUGAUCCUUUUUGAUGCUUGAUUUUAUUCAUAAGAGCUUUAUCAGUUAUUGGGGGACAAUGUUUACUGUGAAGUUGAGAGCUAAUCUCUGUUUGCAAGGGAAUAGUAGUCAAGACAUGAUUGAACCUGAAGAAAAUGUUGGCAUGGACCCUUGCUCUUGAUUUCGGUCUAAGAGCGAGCUUUCUGCCUCGAGUGAUAAUGCUGACUUGAUUUAUGAUUUUUCCAAUUUCUUUUAUCCUCAGAGUUCAACUUCACCUGCACCUACCACUCUAUACCAACUAUUAAGGGCUGUGUGCUUUACCAUGUCACCGCUUUGAACAACAACAACCUGGUCACAGCCGACAACCCCACAGUAAAGGAGCAGCUCAAUGGCUAUAAAACCUUCUACCUGUUGUGUAAGUAAAACAACUCUGGGCUGAAACACUUUAUAUAAAUCUGGGACAUUUUUUUAAAGUCAGUUUCAUUACAACUUUGUUUCUGUCCAGGCACCAAGCAGACUAUCUCUGACGAAGACCGAGAGUAUGUCAUGAAGCAAGCUGAAUGUCUUGGUUUCACAGGAGACCCUCAUUUUAUGUAUGACCCCAAAGACAGUAAGUGACCCUUAAACUCCUCUGAUUGAACAAUGAAAUGGAGAUAUUUCUUUCAUGUGAAAAUUAAUUUUCUCUUUUUUUUUGCAGCUUUCUGUCAUGAAUAAAAUGGACAAUCAUAACUAAAGUCAAAAUCAAGCUUCCCUCCCAAAAUUUCCAAAUGAAAAUAACUUUACUCAAGAAAUAAAAAAGUGACUCAAACACUGAAUGUGUGGACAGUAUUUUUUUCUGAAUCCAGCUAAGUUACAAAUGAUGGGAAGGGAGGGGUGUGAGGUCAAAAGUCUUGCAUGAGUUGAAGGGGCCAAAUGCAUGUAGUAAUAUCAGUAGGUUCAAGAAAUACACAAAUAGACUUGAACAAGAAUUUUGAAAAGCCUUGUUUCUUGAAGAUGGUCCCUUGUAGAUAUGGAGGUCUGAAACCAACAGCAUGUUAUCAAAUUACUUUGACAUGAAUCGCUCUGUGACAUUUCUCAAUUAACAGAUGGGUUUAAAUUAAGGUUUAAAUCAAAGAUACACUUACCAUUAUAUGGGUGUGGUAAAUAUACCAAUUUGCGUCAACAUAUUAUAAGUGUUAAAACAAGACAGUUACUUCUGCGUUACCGAUAACAGGUAUAAUUUGGGUCCCAAUUAUUUAUAAUUAUAAACUUUAGAACUUUUUCAACUUUUUCACCCUCUAGACAGAUUUAAAAAUUCCUGAAAUUUGGCAGGUGGUUCAGGCCUGGCUUCAAUUUGAGUAUUUUACCGUGCCUCUAUAUAUCUCAAACAAAAUGACUUGCUAGCGCACCCUACUGUUUUCAUGCUCACAGAGUUUCCUGUAUGAUUUCUUGUACACUAGUUCCAACUCCACUAGAUUUUAGUCAUUUAAUAAGGGCCUGGCACUGGGCAAUUUGACACUGAACUUUUGUUCGUAUGUUGGAGCGCCACCUGGUGGCAGAGGGUAAUGCGUUUUUCUGUGAAUGGCCUGUAACUCCUUCUUUAAUGAUAGGAUGCAGCUGAGAUUUGUUCAGGACACACCUGAUAGGAUACCAGAUGGGCUAAAUAAUCAGUACCUUGUUUUAUUAAACUGCGCCUUGGUGGCACUAUGAAAUAUCUAAGAAAAAAAAAAGCAAUCUGUGGUAUUGCUGUAAAUAUGCACAGCCACAUGAAAUUUGAUGCACAGAUCAAGAGUGGCAUCCUCUUGAGGGCACCUGUCAAAAUGUAGAUCCAACUAAAAGACAAAAAGUGGAUCCAUAGCGCCCCCUACAAAAUUUCAAAUUGUAAGCUGCACUCCCGUGUGUGACCCAAACCUAUGCAAUCAAGGACAUUUAUGUUGGACCCCAAGACGAACAAAAAAGGCUCCAAUGUCAAAAUUGAGAUCCAACUUAAAAUUGCUCCAUAGCACCCCCUACAGAAUUUUAAAAUAUACCCAAACCUAAAGAACCAAUGACACAUGUUGGACCCUAUGACAAACAAAAGGGAGAGGCGGUCCACAAAGGUGGCAGCGCCACACGGCUAAGGCACGUUGGUGCCCCGCGUGGCGCUAGUUCAAAUUGAUCGGGCUAAACCAGUGUUGAAAUGUUGCCGUCUCAAUGAAUCCAUGAUCACAUAGUUGCUGUCCCCUUGAGGGGUGGAGAAAUACUGUUGUUCUAUGACAGACUUCAAUCACACCUGCCUGAUAUACUUGUUUGAGGUCCACCACAAAAAGAGAGACAAUGUUACUACAUUUCAAACAUCAUGACCAAAGAGAAAUUAAACUGCUUAUUUCAUCAAUCAGACACAGGCUGUGUCUCAUUUCAGAGACCGCAUCGACCUAAGUGCCCUUCUGCGCCGUCGAACGGUGCAUUUGAAGCAUGCAUGACGUCACGACGGUGCGAACGGUGUCCCAUUUGGCACGAGAUGCUAAAAAAUGCUAAGCGCGCUUAGCAUGUUUUCAAGCGUGCAUUUAUGCACACUUUCGUGCCGUCGGUAUCCCAGAAUGCUUUACGUGCCGCUGCACAGCUGCGCAUUUCAGGUGAGAGGCUGGACUCGCUUGGAGACGCAGCGCGUCUUCAAAGAAAUUACAAGCAAUCCAAAAACAGCAGACAGUCAGCUCAGGCUGUAUGAGAGCAUGAUCUCUGAACUCACUAAAAUCUGUAAACCAAACAUUAAAGAUUUAGAGACGAACUGAUCCGCUCUGCUUCAACAAUCAAAAACAUUAGAAAUAAGAAAGCUGACAAAACUACAGCAGAGUAUCAGGACAACAUUGAGGUUUUUUUCUUUUAAGAUUUAGAGAUUAAAGUUGUAAACUUAGGAGAAUAAAGUCAUAAAGUAAAUAAAGUCAUAAGCUGCUUUUGUGGAGGGGGAAAUGACUGAAGCUGGUCAUCUGCAGGGUUAUCUGUGGAUGUAUCAGCGGGUCAUUCAGAGAGAUUUUGUGGUUUCUGAAGAAACAAUCAAACUGAUGAUGAUCAACAUUUGUGAUCCAGAGGGAGUCGAGCUCCAACGAGCACCACGUCUCUGACACCGGCGGUAACCUACACCUGCAGAGACACCAACACCUUAUUAUGGCAUAUGGAUUCAUAUCAUAAACUAAAGCUCAAUGUCAUUCACGGAUAUUAACGGCUGCAUUGACAGAUAUAUCCUCAGCAUAUUCAUUUCUGCCUCCACAAAAGCAGCGAUUUCCUUCAAGUACACCAGUUUUUUCCCCCGUGGAAAAGACGUAUUUCUCAUAUAUUCUUUUUUAAGUCUUUAUACUUAUGACAAUGUGAUGCUGAUGUGCCAGAGGAUGAAGUAUCUCCUAUCCUCCUUCUCAAUAGGGCCCUCAUACUCCUUCAUACAAAACAAUCAUUGGAUUAAUUUUGUGGGAAUGAUCUGGGCUUGUAUGUAUCUACUAUUUUGUGUCUGUGCAAGGUCGCACAAUUAAAACAAUACAUGCUGCGCUCCGCAGCUUUUUUUCUAAUCAGUCGUGACGUAAGCCUGAGGGCGGGGACAUUUGGAGACCUUCGGAGGACUUCCUGGUGGAGUUGCCAAAUGUCCCCGCCCUCAGGCUCGCGUCACGACUGACUUAAAGGAAACCCGCGGAGCGCAGCAUUUAUUGUUUUAAUUGUGCGACCUUGCACAGACACAAAAUAGUAGAUACAUACAAGCACAAUUCAUCCAAUGAUUGUUUUGUAAGAAGGAGUAUGAGGGCCAUAUUGAGAUUUAAGACUUUAAGGACUUCGAGAUUUAAGUCGUGAAUUUACGAGAAUAAAGUCAUUAAUUUAUGAGAAUGAAGUCAUAACCUGUUAUUUCAGAGAGACUUGUUAAAAUUAGGGCCAUGAAGCAUUUGAAGGAACUGUGCUUCAGUAUAGGUUUCACAAACAAGGAGAUACUUCAUCCUCUGGCACAUCAGCAUCACAUUGUCAUAAGUAUAAAGACUUUAAAAAGAAUAUAUGAGAAAUACGUCUUUUCCACGGGGGAAAAAUAUUGGUGUACUUGAAGGAAAUCGCUGCUUUUGUGGAGGCAGAAAUGAAUAUGCUGAGGAUAUAUCUGUCAAUGCAGCCGUAAAUAUCCGUGAAUGACAUUGAGCUUUAGUUUAUGAUAUGAAUCCAUAUGCCAUAAUAAGGUGUUGGUGUCUCUGCAGGUGUAGGUUACCGCCGGUGUCAGAGACGUGGUGCUCGUCGGAGCUCGACUCCCUCUGGAUCACAAAUGUUGAUCAUCAUCAGUUUGAUUGUUUCUUCAGAAACCACAAAAUCUCUCUGAAUGACCCACUGAUACAUCCACAGAUAACCCUGCAGAUGACCAGCUUCAGUCAUUUCCCCCUCCACAAAAGCAGCUUUAUGACUUUAUUUACUUUACGAGUUUAUUCUCCUAAAUUUACAACUUUAAUCUCUAAAUCUUAAAAGAAAAAAAACUCAAUGUUGUCCUGAUACUCUGCUGUAGUUUUGUCAGCUUUCUUAUUUCUAAUGUUUUUGAUUGUUGAAGCAGAGCGGAUCAGUUCGUCUCUAAAUCUAUAAUGUUUGGUUUACAGAUUUUAGUGAGUUCAGAGAUCAUGCUCUCAUACAGCCUGAGCUGACUGUCUGAUGGUUUUGGAUUGCUUGUAUUUUCUUCGAAGACGCGCUGUGUCUCCAAGUGAGUCCAGCCUCUCACCAGUGCACAGCUGUGCAGCGGCACGCAAAGAAUUCUGGGAUACCGACGGCACGAAAGCGUGCAUACAUGCACGCUUGAAAAAGAGGCGGGGGUAGUGUGGUUUUGAGACCGAAUUUGAAGCGCGCUUAGUAUUUUGUGCCAAACGGGACACCGUUCGUGCCGCGUGGUGACCUCACGUACGCGUCAGAUGCGCCGUUCGAUGGCUGCUGUAUCUGAAAUGGGACACAGGAAGGGCACAGAACGGCUCAAAACAACACAAAAUGGCACAAAGCGGCAGUGCACUCAGCUAAGCGCCGUUAAGCGCGCUUAUCACGAUGCGGUCUCUGAAAUGAGACACAGCCACAGUUUUCCUUAAGCAGUGUUGGUGAUCUCUAAGGGAUUUGGGGGCCUGGGUCAAGCAUCCAUCAAACAUGGGCCGUCCAAAAUCCAACACUGUGUGCAUAUUCUGUACUUUAAGGUCCAUUUAUUCAUCCAAGUGUUUUCAAAUGGAAGACAUUGAAAAAUAUCCACAAAAAAACUUUUCAAACUGCUCAUACCCACUAGUUGUGUGCUGCUUCGUAAAUUUAUUUUAAUGUCUCAGAUCUAAAAUGGAGAAUUCCUCCUUUACCUCAACACCACAGGGACAUACACGUGGAUCCUAUUGGUGGAGUUAAGCAUUGCAGUUGACACCAUCAUUCCUAAUGACAAACUGGCCAAGCUCAUUGUGCCAGCCCACAUCUGCUACUCUAACCUGUUGACUCCAGACAUGUUAACCUCAAAAUUUACUGAUAAGGUUUCUCCCAUCAGUAAACAAUUCUCAGGAUCUGUCCAGCUCUGUUUACAGUCUCUGGCUAGAGGUACCUUGCUGAGUUCAUUUACUCCAUUAAGCAAAGAGGAAGUCUCCAGGCUUCUGCUUGACUUAAGGCCCACAACCUGUCCACCAGACUCAAUCCCUAAAAACUCUUUGCUUACCAUUCUGCUCACACUCAACCCCACCACUACUCACUGAGGCAACAACCAAAUAUUCCUCUCCCCACUCACUGAUCCUGGUAUCUCUGGCUCUGACCUCCAGUGGUUUGUGUCCAACCCUUAAAGGGAGACCUUUUCAGAUUAUCAUGGAGAGGAGAAGUGUCCAACACUCUGCCUAUGAACACGGGUUCUUCAAGGGUCAGUGCUUGGUCAUGCAUUGACUACUGGUACUCUUUACUGGCAGACCUCCCUACAUUUUCCUGAAACAGUACAUGACUUAGCAGUUCAUCCCUCUCAACCAGUCCCUUGUAGUAGCCUACAUCAAAUAAAAGGCCCUACUUCUUGCCAAUAAAAAAUACAACUAAAUGGGCUCCUGCCUCACCCGUUGCACUCUGCCAAUGAAAGGCGUUGGGUGCUUCCAUCACAAAAAGGGGCUAAGUCACUUGCCAGACUCUUCUCCAGACACAGUUCUUUGGAGAUCACUUUAGCUCAGCCUUAAUCUUGUGUGACUCCAGUGGUAGAAUGACUGAAACAAACGUUCCCUGAUGAUGGAUGGAUGGUGGAUGAAAGAUGGAUGGAUGAUAGUUGACAGAUGGAUAACGGAUGGAUGGAUGGAUGUGAUGAUAAUGACGAUGAUGAUGAGGUCCCUGAUGCAGGUCGACACUCCCUCACACAUAUUAAUGAUGACAAUAAUGAUUGAGGACUGAUAACGAUUGAACAAGAAAGACGAUGAGGAUGAGACAAGGCAUCUUCCAUAGUCCAGUUUUGGUGAGCCUGAUUGAACUAUAGCCUUUGUUUUCUGUUCUUACCUAACAGUGGGUCCCUUGCUGUGGUCUUCUGCGGCUGUCGUCCAUCUGCUUCAAGGUUGGAUGUGUUCCUCUGUUUCAGACCAUCCUCUGUAAACCCUAAAGAUGGUUGUGGAUUAAAAUCGCAGUCGAUCAGCAGUUAGUGAAGUACUCAGACCAACCUGUCUCGCACUAACAACCAUGCCAUGUUGAAAGUCCCUGAGGUUCCUGUUUUUCCCCAUUCCGAUACUCGGUUUGGACUAUAGAGGGAAGAUGAAUAUAAUCGGAUCCGUCUGUUUUCUUUUCAAAGAGCAAAGUCAAACACUACAAGGACAAAUAUAUCUUUAAAGGUGGAACAAAAAUGUUUUCUUCUUUUGGUCUAUUAAGCAGAUCAUUGAAAUAAAUCUACAAAAAACUGAACUGAAUUAUUGGCAGAAUGAACAAACUUCAACUUUAGCAUAACAAAGACAUCAAAAUGCUAAGAAUAAUCCACCAUUAGAGAAACCUUCCCUUAAUUACAAAUAACUCAAAAGUAAGAACAUUUUAGGAACCUUCAUUCAUGUACCAAGAAUGUUCUCAAGAACCUGCAAUUAUUUGGAUUAGGACCUGGAGGCAUAGCAUGUGGGCCGGUAUUGGAUGGUAUGGAGGGUGUUGCAGCAACAGCUGCAGAGAUAAAGCUUUGCGUCAGGGAUUGCUCAGAUGAACUGAGGCAGUCCUUUGAGGAACUGUGUACUCUGUGUAUUUGUGUCCACUUGUUUUUUUGUUUUUUGUAUUUGGCAUCCAAGAAAAAUCAACAAUCUGUAAAUGUUUGAUGCCCAAAAUGAACAGUAUCCUGUAAACCCCCCCAAAACAAAGACAUAAUAGGACUGCAUGACUGUAUCCAUUAUAUGAAAAACUGGAUGUCUAAAAACUUCCUUCAGUUAAAUUCCAGUAAAACGGAAAUCCUUGUUAGAGGGUUUCAGAAGAUGGCUGCAUAAAUCCCUCCUUUCCUGGGUUGCCGGUAAAUCACUUUAUACCUGUUGGAAGGAACCUUGGAAUCUGGUUUGACAGCAGUUUGAAUUCUAAACACCACACCACUGAGCUUGUUUAGUCAUGACCCAUAAUUUGAGAGAUAUCUCAAAGAUAUGAUCUUUUUUUUAAGUUUGAAGGACACAGAGAAGAUUUCACAUGCUUGAAGUUACUCAGUCUCCAGGUAUGCAUAAGUGCUGUCCAAGUAUCGAGAUAAAGCCAGACCUGCAAAUUGUCAAGCAUGCACAGAAUGCUUCGGCCAGUCCAACUGAGGGGUAUACAUGAGGACAAAUUCAAUCCCCUACAGCGCUGUCAAGUUAUGUUGGCCAAACUACCAUUCAGUAAGGCUCACAUGUUUACCUGUAUUUAUAAAGUUGAGUUCAGUUGAAUUAUGUUCAUAUUUAGAUUUUUUAAUGGGAAAUGUAGAUGCGUAGAUGCGAGACUGCUUUUUUGAGGAAAGUCAGGAAUCCUGUAAAAUUGAAAAAAAAUUAAAUGAUUUUACAAUUCUAUAACUCUGACUUUAAUCAGCUACAAUGAAAUAGUCUAAUUAUUGUGUCUGUCUUAACUGUGACCAAGGUACGUAAGAUUUCAUCUGAACAGUCAUGACUGAAUUUUACUGGAUACUUUCAAUUUGUGGAUAAAACUAGGGAAAAGCACUCGGAGCUAGCCAAAUACAAGUUGAAUAAAUUCAUUUAUUUAGUUCAUUAUGACUAUUUUCAGGAGAGCAUAAACUUUUUUAUUUCAUGGUUUAAAUUGUCUAACAAAUUGUGUUCACUUGGGCAACUCUGAAGGAAAGCCGGGAUGCACAUUUUUUUCUACUUUCACUUGUGAGGUAGCAUGAGUUUAAAUUUUCACCAUUCAAUGAAAAACUGUUUCAAACUUAACAUUUGUCAAUCCUGAGCAGCCAAGAACGAGCUGACAACAUGUCAAUAUUUAAUGAGCAACCGAACAGUCUCCUUCCUGGUACAACAAACAAAGGACAUGCCUUAAUGUCUGUUGAACCUAUAGAGGGUCAAUUCUGACUGAAAAAUCACUGACCCAACUCUGCUCAAACAGAAAACAAAAAAAAGACAACCCUUUGUACCUUCACAGUCCAAGAAGACAAAACACUUGGAGCUUUGCCACCAUCAGCUCCUAUAAAAGCUGAGCGGGUCUGUCAGGCUUCAUCAGUCAGCUUUCUCUGAGAAAAGCUUCUAACUCUGUUUUGCUACAGCUCUACUUUGAAGAAAACCACAUUCAGCAUCAUGAAUCUGUGGAUCAGCGGUCUACUCCUGAUGGCGGGGUUUGUCCUGAACAUCUCUGCUCUCUCCUACGAAGAAUGCAAAGCCCUGAUCACGCCUAAACCUGUUUGGGAGCCGGUAAGCCUUUCUCUGCUGCUUUUUCUUGGAGCUGGGUACUGAUAUUGACUAUCCAGAGUCUUUUGAUCACCUCUUAUCUUCAGGGUGUCAUAAAUUUAAGGAGAAGGUUUAAUUUUGUAUUUUUCUAUUUGACCAUUGCACUCUCAAGUGUGCUCUAAAGGCUUGAAUCAGAUAAUACGGACAACUUCUUGGUGUUUACCUGCACAUUUCUGUCGGCACAUUUUAAGUCAUGUGUGUAUUUUGAACAUGUCUUCAACAUACUAUAAGUUGGUCAUUGAAUGUGUGGUUCUGCUAAACGCACAUUAAACUGGGCUAACAACAUCCUGAAAUCUAUCUGGAUGCAAAAAAAUCGCUACGAACCUGUCUUGUUGUCAAGAGUGGAUGAACCCCACAUAAUUUUUCCCAUUUAGUGAGUAAAAGAAAGAAUUUAGCAACACUACUUGCUGGCUUCACAGAAAGAGAAAAAUAGAGGACUUGGUGAGCAAAGUGCCUUCGCAUUUCAAUGGCUACUAAUCCAUGGAGCUGAUGACAUUCAGCUUUGACUUUAAUCCAAAAACUCAAAGUAUCAGGUCAAUGAUCCAAGUCAGACACGGUACAAGUCAGAUUGCUUAGAUACCCAAGUUUAGUUACCAAACAUGAAUAUAAAAGAUUAACAAUCUGGAUAAAUAGCCAAAGCUCAGCAUUUUUCUGUGCUUAAACCAAUGAAACACAAUUUUUCAACUUGUUUUUGCUUGUCUGCAGAUGUACGGAAGGUGGACCUUCAUGGUGGGUUAUACUGAAAAUCCAGUAUUUGUAGAAAAGUUCAGGUUAUGCCAGAGCCAAUGGAUUGACUUCCUUCCAUCCGGGACCCCUAAUACAGUUAUUGAGGACGUAGCACUUAGGACGUGAGUAUAAAACAAAGUGACAACAGUUUUAUAGAUAUCAAACCCAUUAAAUUUAAUCAGCAGUGAUUGAAGGUAGUGGUGCUUGACAUGACCUUGCUUUCUACCAAGGUCAUGUGACCAGACUGAGGCUUAAGCAGAUCACUGAGUUUUUUUAUGAGGUAGCUCAAAUAUGCUAAUAUAUAAGUUAUGAGACAAAUGCCAAAAAUUUGACACAUUUGUGUACAAGGAGGGACAGUUGAGGCCAGACUUGCUGGUGUUGUAUAGAUGAUUCUUUUUUGUGGUCACAUGCACAAAAUCUGUUUUGAGACCUUCUAGUCUAAACAGAUUUUUCUACCUCUAAAAAACACGCUUGACUAAACUUGUACUGAUUUCUCCUGGGGUAAGUGAUAUAUUCCGAUUCUCUUGUUUAUCUUCUUUUUCAGCACCGCAGGGUGCAAGGGCUACACAUCCGAAUUAACUAUCAUGGGCAACCUUGCAAUUGGCUCAAGUAAGUCACCUGACUCUAUAUGUUGCUUGAGUUUAUUAACACAACAUCCAUUAGUAAAUGAAGGACCAUGUUUACUGUGUGGUUGAGUGCUAACCUCAUCAGUUGAAUAAGAGUCAAGACAUAAUUGAACCUGGAGAAAAUGUUGGCAUGGACCCUUGCUCUUGAUUUGGGUCUUAGAGCGAGCUUUCUGCCUCGAGUGAUAAUGCUAGCUUUAUUUAGGUUUUUCCAAUUUGAUUUAUCCUCAGAGUUCAACUUCACCUGCACCUACCACUCUAUACCAACUAUUAAGGGCUGUGUGCUUUACCACGUCACCGCUCUGAACAACAACAAUCUGGUAACAGCCGACAACCCCACUUUGAAGGAGGAACUCAGAGGCUAUAAAACCUUCUACCUGUUGUGUAAGUGAAACAGCUCUGGGUUGAAACACUUUAUAUAAAUCUGGGACAUACUGUAUUUUUAAUUCAGUUUUAUUACAACUUUGUUUCUGUCCAGGCACCAAGCAGACUAUCUCUGACAAAGACCGGGGGUAUGUCAUGAAGCAAGCUGAAUGUCUUGGUUACAAAGGAGAACCUCAUUUUAUGUAUGACCCCAAAGACAGUAAGUGACCUUUAAAGUGCUCUGACUGAACAGUAAAUGGGAGAAGUGUCUUUUGGACUAAUAUUGAUCCUUUUCUCUUUUCUGUGCAGCUUUCUGUCAUGAAGGCAUCGACCCAUGGGUCUACCAAAACUGAAGUCAAAAUCAAGCUUUCUUGACAAAUUUCCAAAUGGAAAUAAUUGAAUUCCAGAAAUAAAAAGUGACUCAAACAUUUAAUGUGUGUACAGUAUUUUUUCUGAAUCCAGUUAAGUUACAAAUGAUGGGAAUGGAGGGGUGUGAGGUCAAGGGUCAUGCAUGAGUUGAUGGGGCAAAGUGCAUGUAGUAAUAUCAGUAGGUUCAAGAAAUACACAAAUAGAGUUGAACAAGGUUUUCUUUUUCAAAAACCUGGUUUCUUGGAGAUUUUUUUUGUAGAUAUGGAGGUCUAAAACCAGCAGCGUGUUAUCAAAUUAAUUCUUUGACAUGAAUCACUCCUUGACAUUCUUCAAAUCAACAGAUGGGUUUAAAUAAAGAUUAAAUCAAAGAUAAACCCAUCAUUACAAUGUGGAAAACAUGUUUAUUUGUCAUGUGCAUGUCAGACAAGGUCAGCAGUGCAAUGAAAUGCCCUAGAUGAGAGGACCGCUUGACUUAAAGGGGUACAGAUCAAACACACAAUAGUACUGAAGGAAACAAUAAAAUAAGGAUACAAAAAAAAGAAAUUUUAUAUAUAUAUAUUUAUAGACUAAUAAAAGUAUAGGAGAAAUAUUUGCGAACAAGUGAUGUCUCCUGAAGUCCACUAUCCUCUCCUUGGUCUUACUGGCGUUUAGAGAGAGAUUAUUCUCCUGACACCAGCUGGUCAGAGAUUUCACCUCAUCCCUGUAGGCGCUCUCAUUGUUGCUGGUGAUAAGGCCCAAGAUGGUAGUGUCAUCAGCAAACUUGAAGAUCAUGUUUGAGCAGUGCCUGGCAGUGCAGUCCGGCAUGAAGAGGGAGUGGAGGAGUGUACUCAGGACACAGCCCUGAGGAGCCCUGGUGCUGAGGACUAGUGUGGAGGAGAGUUGACUGCCAACCUCUACCACCUGUGGCCUGUUGGUGAAAAAGUCCAGUAUCCAGCAGCAGAUGGACUUCUCCAGGCCCAGAGCGGUGAGCUUUGUGUACAGUUUUGAGGGGAUUAUGGAGUUAAAUGCUGAGCUGGAGACAAUGAAUAGCAUCCUCACACAGGUAGUCACCUUCUCCAGGUGGCUCAGGGAGGUGUGAACAGCUUGAGCAAUGGCGUCAUAUGUAGACCUGUUUGCUCUGUAUGCAAACUGCAGGGGGGUCCAAGGUGUUGGGGAGGGAGGUGCAGAUUUGAUGCUUAAUGAUCCGCUCAAAGCACUUCAUGAUGACAGACGUAACAGCUAUGGGCAGAAAGUCAUUAGGGCAGGACGCUGCAGGGGUCUUAGGGAUGGGAACAACAGCGGAGGUUUUCAGGGUGGUGGGAACGACAGACAGGUUCAAGGACAGGUUGAGGAUGUUAGUGAAUACUGUGUCGAGUUGGUCUGCGCAGACUCUCAGCACCCGCCCUGGGAUCCCAUCGGGCCCUGGUGGUGAGUUGGGUCAGGUGGCGGGGGAAGUGACCGCGCAGACCUGGCACGCCCAAAUGAAUAGUGAGGGUCUGUUGGGAACGCCUGGUGGAAGAACCCAUCAGGUUUGCUUUCAACUCCCACCUCCGACAGAGCUUUAACUACGUCCCGGUGGCGGAGGGGGACAUUGAGUCCGAAUGGGCUUUGUUCCGCUCUGCCAUUGUUGAAGCAGCUGUUGCGAGCUGCGGCCGCAAGGUUGCUGGUGCCAGUCGUGGCGGUAAUCCCCGAAAUUGGUGGUGGACACCAGAGGUGAGGGGAGCCGUCAGGCUGAAGAAGGAGGCCAACAGGUCAUGGUUGGCCUGUGGGUCUUCGGAAUUAGCUGAAUGGUACUAGUUGGCUAAGCGGUCCGCAGCGGGGGGAGUUGCAGAGGGAAAAACUCAGGCGUGGGAGGAGUUUGGUGAGGCCAUGGAGGAAGACUUUCUGUCUGCUCCAAAAAGAUUCUGGCAAACUGUCUGGCCCCCUUUAGGGGCAGCAGAUGGCAACUUGCCCACACCGUUCUGGAUGGGGGUGGGGAGUUGCUUACGUCAUCUGGCGCAAUUCUCCGGCAGUGGAAGGAGUACUUUGAGGUGCUCCUCAAUCCUACUGUCAUGCAUUCCCAAGGGGAAACAGAGUCAGGGGACCUGGUGGGAAUCCUGUGGGGGGUGCUCCGGGAGUACAGGGUGGGGUGGUUCAUAGCUGAAUGUGAAGCGGCUGAAAUGUGAAGCGGCUGGAAUGUGAAUCAGCACCUCCAAGUCCAAGGCCAUGGUCCUCAGUCGGAAAAAGGUAGAUUGCCUUCUCCAGGUCAGAGGGGCGGUCCUGCCUCAAGUGGAGGAGUUCAAGUAUCUUGGGAUCUUUUUCACGAGUGAGGGUAGGAUGGAACGGGAGAUUGACAGGGUCAUCAGAGUGGCAUCAGCAGUGAUGCGGACGCUUAACCGAUCAGUCGCGGUGGAUAAAGAGCUGAGCCGUAAGGCAAGACUCUUGAUUUACCGGUCGAUCUACGUGCCAACUCUCACCUAUGGCCAUGAACUGUGGAUAAUGACCAAAAGAACAAGAUCGCGGAUAAAAGCAGCCGAAAUGGGUUUCCUUCACAGGGUGGCCGGGCUCAGCCAUAGAGAUAGGGUAAGGAGCUCGGACACUCGGGAGGCGCUCAGAUUAGAACCGCUGUCAAAUUUAAAUCUUGGCACCUACAAAUAACAGGACACAUAUAGUUUUUACACAUAUUUUACAGUAGGACAGAGUAUCACAUUGUUUUAAUACAGGAGAUGUCAUUAUCAGUCAUUUGAAUUCUUUCACUAUGGAAAUGCAUUUUCUCAGCAGCAUAUGGUUGAGUGUAGGCCUGUCACGAUAACAAAUUUUGCUGGACGAUAAUUGUGCUACAAAUUAUUGCCGAUAAACGAUAUUAUUGACACCGUUUUUUAAAUUAUAGAAAAUGAUAUUAAAUGGCAUAAUAAUGCGAGUACACCGUGUCAAAAGUGAUAAACUUUAAUUUCACCCACGACGAAGACGUAACGUUGACGAGCUAAACAUAAGUCGGAGAUGACUAAAAUGUGACGAGACGAAAGUGCGUUUACGUUGAUGGGACGAGACGAAAAUGACAAACAGAGUUGCAAAACUCAGUCAGUUAAACGCUAAACAUAUAAGAGCAGCUUCAGUCCGCUCUGACAGCUCUCAUCAGCCUGCUGUGCUCCUCCAACACACAGACACACGAGUUUUGUGGUUGACGAAAACAAAACUGGUUUAAAGCCGAAAUAUUCCCACACUUGGGCUGUUGCGUUCGGUUUAGACACCAAAGCUGUCGUGUUCAUUCUGUUUGCUUGCUUUUCACUCACGACGCUCACUUGCAGGACUGUAUCCAAAAGUCUGUGUCUGUGUGCCUGUGCGCGCCAGCCCCCUCGUGACAAAGACACUGAAUGACUGACAGGAGGGUUCACUAACUCCGUUCAUUCCGCUAUAGAGCCAACGCCCCCAGGUGCCGAGAACAAUGCGCAGAGUGAGACCUCUUCUCUCAACCAGCGUGUUUGGUAGCGAGAGAGGAGGAAAACAAACGCACGUCAAUUAUCGAGGCUGGCAAAAUGACCGACCUCGUUUUUAUUUACCGAGCGAUAAGGCGAUUUAUUGAUUAUCGCGACAGGCCUAGUUGAGUGCUUAGAUAAGGUGUUUUAUGAGAGAGAUCAGAGGGUUAGUAUCCAGUGCCUCUUGUCUUUCAAUGGAUUCCAAGUGUUCAAAGGCUUAAAGUUGUAAAUCUAGCUCUUGAAACCUGGGUUGAGACAUGAGUGUUUGUUUCGAUAAGUGGUAAUGGAGUAAUGGAGACUCUGUAAGCAGAAUGUCUGAUCAAGGAUGUUAGUUUGGAAAAAUGUAUAUUAUCUUGUGUCAAAGAACCAGAUGGAGAACCUUUUCUGAGGGGAUGAGAGUUUCUUACAGAAUUGUCUGUGCUACAGUGAGAAGAGUAUCUGAGAAGGAGAAGGUGUAUUUGGGAUGGUAUUUGGGAGAGAUUAGCUUUUUCCAAAGUUUGAUUUUUGUGUCAUAUUUAUCUAAUUUGUUAUGUUAUCUUUGGACAAUCCAAAGACAGGUCUCUGUGACUGCAUAAAUUACAGUAAACCACAAUGUAGUGCACCAAAUGUCACUGCAGUUAUGAACACUGUAGCGAUUUAAAUUUAUAAGAAGUGUCUGAAGUGUAAUAAUCUUCAAUUAUGACAUUUAUGCACUUGUUGAAAGUGGCACCACCUACCCUUAUUAUAAAUUUAAAGAGAAAAUACCUCCUAAUUUUUCCAGAAUUUUUUUCCAUUUCUUAAUGAAAAAUGAAACUACUCUGAAAAAAGACAACUUGAGAACAAACCGAUCUAACAGUAACUACAUUUCAAUAAAGGGAGACUGACUUAGGUUUACACUGUGAUGAUUAUGUGCUCCUUUUAUUUAUAUUGAGCAGUGUAUUCUGUGCAAUAAUCAGAUGUUCUGCAUGUUUUGGAGGAAAAUAAAGUGAAAUGUAUAUCACAACAUUCUUGCCUGGAAAUGCACGCUGUUCUGAGAGAAAUUUAGAGCUAACACUGAUUGGUUUGAUUUGUGUUACAACUACAAAAUACCUCAAGAACACUUGGAUUAAUCCAACCUUUUUUCAGCCUGUGCUUCGUUUCGUGCCCCAUGUGCUUAGGGACAACAAAAUGCAGCGAGACAUCCCCAAUCUCGUGCUUUCACUAAUCAUCAUGAGGUUUAUUUAUCUCAACUGUUAUCUUUCUCACAGACAUUUCAUAAAAAUUAUCUAUAACAUACCAUGUUGAUAAAUAAUUAUUUUAACAUCAACGAAAACACUUUAGAAAUUUUAACGUUUGUGCCUGUCAUGCAUGCAGGUUGUUAUAGUUGGUCUUGCUCACUUCCUUAAUUUUAGCCUAAUUUUUCUAUAUUUUAUAAGCAAGCAAUUCUUUACUGAAUUUUACCUCAGAAUAAGUUAUAUAUAAGUUAUAUAAUAAGUAUUUUUAUUUUGAUUCCGUUAUCAAUUGACCCAUAACUGGAACAGGAUACAGAAGACUAGCAAAGGUACAUAGCCUGCACUGCUCAAUUCUACAGGAGCCCCAGCAGAGGACACUCACAUUGGAUAUAAACACAGGGCUAAGUGGAAAGCCAACAGAAUUAGGUUACAAAUUGUAUUUGCACAAUCAAAAUGGCCAAAUAUUGACAAAAUAUGCCACCUGAUGACAUGAGAUAGCAACCUUAAUUACAUAUAUUUCAAAAUUAAGAGCAGAAACUGUCAUUCAUAUGACAACAGUGCUCUCAACAACCUGUAGUUUAUUUUGAUUAUUAGUAAGUCGUAACAGAUGAAAUGUUCUGUGAUGCAGAAAUUGCUGCAAAGAUAAGGCUAUGUGUCAGGGAUAGUUUGAGCUAAGCUGAGGCAGUCCUUUGAGGUACUGUGUACUUUGUAUAAGUGUGUCAACUAUCUAAAAUCAACAUAUCUGUAAAUAUUUGACGCCCAAGUUAAACAGUGUCCUCAGAAGUCAUACUAACACAUAACAAUCUGAAAUCUCCUUUGAACACACAGUGAGACUGAUAAGAAUAAAGAUAGUAGUUACGUAUUAGAUAUGAUAAGCCCAAAAACAACGAGAAAGAGAAAAAUAAAGAAGGCACAAUAGAAACUGUGAGGUUGGUGUCAUCAGCAUAAAAGUGAAAAUCAAUGCUGCGUCUGCCGAUCCCAUGUCCAAGGAGCAACAUAUAAAUUGUAAACAGCAGUGGUCUCAGAACUAACCCCUGAGGCACCCCAGAGAACAAAUUAGCUCUGGAUGACUAUGAGUUUCCGACAGCAACACUGAAAGACCUCCCAGUUAAAUAAGAGUAAAACGAAUUAAAAACUGAACCACGAACAUUAAUUCCAGAGUUAAACACAUUGCAAUAAAACCAAGUGGUCAACGGUAUCAAGGCAGGUGGUGCUGAUAGCCUAGCGAGUUAGACGCCCCACGUACUGUUCAUGCUGUUGCUGUUUAAGCCUAGGGGGAAAAACCUUCAUGGUUUGGAUGGAACCUUUCUCUGGUAAAGGCAGUGGAGAGGUUCAUCAAGAAAUUGUCAAUAAAAACCCAGUUUUACAACCCAAGUCUGCUGAAGCGAACACUGCCAUGCCCGAGAUAGGCAAGCUAACAAGAGAUGAACAUUUUUUCUCAUAUGAUAUCAAGAUGCCAAAGAGACGAAUACAGUCACCAUUCAAAAGUUCGGACUGCUGAUAGGUGAUGUUGUACAUGCCAAAGUGAAUGAUAAGUUUCUGCAAAGAGGAGUGUUCCGAGCCAGAGGGGGAGAAAGGCUAGAAUGAACCUCACCUUGGCACCAGGGGCCUAGUCUGUAACAGAGCAUUUUAAGCAAAUAUUCCUUGCAAUGGAAUCUGCAAUGAUAAGUGUGGUUGGAGGGGGAACACUCUGCGGUGGAGACUUUUGUUGGGCAUAUCAUUAUUAUCAUAUUAGUGCAAUAUUAACAGCAUCAUACCGUCACCUUUGAAUCCAAAUAUUGCACAGGUAAAACCAGUUUUACCAUAAAUGAGUGAACAACGGUGCAAGUAUUAUGCUCCACCAUGUCUGCAGAUUUAAAUCUACAAAUUUGUUUCCUCACUAUGACCCUGAGAUUUUAAAGGCAGGUCAAUGGCCUCAUGUAGAAAAAAAAUUAACUUGAGAGGUGAAACUAAGGCUGUGUCUCAUUUCAGAGACCGCAUCGACCUAAGUGCCCUUCUGCGCCGUCGAACGGUGCAUUUGAAGCGUGCAUGACGUCACGACGGUGCGAACGGUGUCCCGUUUGGCACGAGAUGCUAAAAAAUGCUAAGCGCGCUUAGCAUGUUUUCAAGCGUGCAUUUAUGCACGCUUUCGUGCCGUCGGUAUCCCAGAAUGCUUUGCGUGCCGCUGCACAGCUGCGCAUUUCAGGUGAGAGGCUGGACUCGCUUGGAGACGCAGCGCGUCUUCAAAGAAAUUUGUAAAUUUAGGAGAAUCAAGUCAUAAAGUAAAUAGCAUAGUAAAAAGUACUAUGAAAAGUAAAGUAAAAAGUAAAGUAAAAAGCAAUAGCAAUGUUUUUGAUAGUUGUAACACAGCGGAUAAGUUCGUCUCUAAAUCUAUAAUGUUUGGUUUACAGAUUUUAGUGAGUUCAGAGAUCAUGCUCUCAUACAGCCUGAGCUGACUGUCUGCUGUUUUUGGAUUGCUUGUAUUUUCUUCGAAGACGCGCUGUGUCUCCAAGCGAGUCCAGCCUCUCACCUGAAAUGCACAGCUGUGCAGCGGCACGCAAAGAAUUCUGGGAUACCGACGGCACGAAAGCGUGCAUACAUGCACGCUUGAAAAAGAGGCGGGGAUAGUGUGGUUUUGAGACCGAAUUUGAAGCGCGCUUAGUAUUUUGUGCCAAACGGGACACCGUUCGUGCCGCGUGGUGACCUCACGUACGCGUCAGAUGCGCCGUUCGAUGGCUGCUGUAUCUGAAAUGGGACACAGGAAGGGCACAGAACGGCGCAAAACUGCACAAAACGCCGCAAAACGGCAGUGCACUCAGCUAAGCGCCGUUAAGCGCGCUUAUCACGAUGCGGUCUCUGAAAUGAGACACAGCCUAAGUCAUGACCCCCUCAAACAGGCUAGGAAUAUCUUUAUACUUGAUCUACAGAUUCUUUCAUGUUCUAUAAAGCAGAUACCUUUAAAAAUGCAGUGGCCUCAAUGCAGACUGCACAGGCCAGUGUUGGAUGGUAUGGAGAGUGUUGCAACAUUAAAGGCAAUUUGAAGGCCAUGUCUCAGCAAUGAUUUUAGCUGAAAUGAGUCAAUAAUGAAGUGCACUUUGUUUAUCUGUGUUGACCUGUUCAUGGCCAUCUACAACUGUGUCAAUAUGUCUGUAAAUGUUUGAUUCCCAAGUUAAACAUUGUCCUUAAAAGUCUUCCAAUGCAACAAAAGAAUUAAGAUAGCAGACAGUGAAAUAAAUCUAGUAUUCUUAUUCUGAUUCUGUUAUCAAUUUAUCUAUUACUGGGACAGGAUACCAAAGACCAGCAAAGGUACAUAGCCUGCACUGCUCAAUUCUACAGGAGCCCCAGCAGAGGACACUCACAUUGGAUAUAAACACAGGGCUAAGUGGAAAGCCAACAGAAUUAGAUUACAAAUUGUAUUUGCACAAUCAAAAUGGCCAAAUAUUGACAAAAUAUGGCACAUGAUGACAUGAGAUGGCAAGUGGAAUCCCAAACACUGCUACACCAGUACAAAAGUAUAAUGACAGCUGAAACAGAAAUUCCAAAGGUCUUAACCAACUUAUUAAAUAGAUCAAUACAGAUUUGUUUUUUGCUCUUUAAAGCAGAUAACAUCCAUAAAUCUACCAAACACUGGACAACAGUUUUAGGGAGAGUUACCAAACUUAUAUUUUCAUACUUAAGACUUAAAGACAUGAAGUACAGUUCAGAAAAACAACAUUGAUGAUGUCUAACCUUAAUUACAUAUAUUUCAAAAGUAAGAACAGAAACCUUCAUUCAUAUGACAACAGUGAUUUUAUUACAACUUUAUUCUUGUAAGGAAUGAUUUUAUUAGGACUUUAUUCUUGUAAUUGAUUAUUUUAUUACAACUUUAUUACCAUAACCAUGAUUUCAUUACGACUUUAUUCUUGUAAGUAAUGAUUUUAUUAGGACUUUAUUCUUGUAAUUGAUUAUUUUAUUACAACUUUAUUACCAUAACUAAUGAUUUCAUUACGACUUUAUUCUUGUAAGUAAUGAUUUUAUUAGGACUUUAUUCUUGUAAUUGAUUAUUUUAUUACAACUUUAUUACCAUAACUAAUGAUUUUAUUACGACUUUAUUCUUCUAAGUAAUGAUUUUAUUAUAACUUUAUUCUCGUAAGUAAUUACUUUAUUUUGAUGUCAUUCUCCUAAAUUUAUGGCUUUAAUGUCGAACUCCUAUUUAUUUAUUUUUCGUAUUUCAAGACUUUUGACAUGUUUUUGUUGUUGUUGUUGUUGUUGUUGUUGUUUUGAGACAGAUUUUGAAGGUCUGUAGAUCAAAAUACAAAGGGUUUUGGGGUUCCCAAUAAUCCUCAAUCAGCAAAGUCAAAGGACGGAAAAUCACCUAGAAUAAUUUGUCUACAAUAAAAAUUAUUAUUAUUAGAAAUAACUGCUAGUCCACCUGCUCUAACAGAGAGUCUGGGCGUGUUAAAAAAAGUAAGAUAGGGGGAGCUGAUUCAAUCAAAGGGACAGACUCACCAACAGUUAGCCAGGUUUCAGUCACCAUUAAAAACAAAUCAGCGUGUUGCAUCUGACAAAAUCCGUAACAGAUUUAUUGGACAGGGAUCUUGUGUUUAACCAAGUUUUUUAAAAGGUCAGCGGAGGUGGGAAUUGAAUAGAAAAUUAUUAAGUGAUGAGGGUUUGUGCGAUUAGUACUGUUCUGUUCUUGAGAGCAUUAAACGUGUGACUGCUGAGAUAACGGGAAAGAUCUCACCUGUAGUUACAUAAAACAGGGAUAAAACAAGCGGUCGCUUCAGAGUCUGCUGAAGAUGCUCAGAAAAAUUGACUAGUGACAAUGUCUUACUGUAAUCGCAUCAAAUUCAACAGUAAGAAAACUUCAUUCAUGCAAGAGUAAUAUUCAGAAUAACCUCAAGUUAUUUUUGAUUAUAACCUGAACACAGACGGCAGUAUUGGAUGGUAUGGUAUGGAGGGUGUUGCAGUAUUAAAGGUAAUUUGAAGGCUACGUGUCAGCAAUGGUUUUAGCUGAAAUGAGUCAAUAAGGAAUUGUGUACUCUGUUUAUCUGUGUUGACCUGUUCAUGGUCAUCUACAACGAAGUCAACAAAUCUGUAAAUGUUUGAUUCCCAAAUUAAACAGUGUCCUCAAAAAUCCUCCAAUACAACACAAUCUGCAAUCUCUUUUGAACCUACAGUGAGAUUGAUAAGUAGUUGAAUAUCACCCGACUAUCUUUGGUGGACAAAAUGAAAAACAGCAACAGCUCCACAAUGACUAUUAAUCGCACUCACGUAUACUCAGUUAUGGAGGAUUACAAAACACGAUGAUCAAAAACGACACUGCUGUGUAGCAACAGAGUCCUGUCUGUGUUUAAUGCAGUGCUGUCUGAGAGCCUGAAGAUCAGGACUGUGGAUGAUAAAAUCAACUCAUUUUUGCAGGGCUCUGCUCAGACACGUUGUUUCCUAAUGCGGUCUCUAAAGGAGAGCUAAACCCCUUCCCCUCUUUACUUCCCUGAGACUCGGCCUCUCUAAAAUGCCCUUAUCUGGUUGUUUACUGUCCUUUCUAAAAUUCCUGAAUCAUAUCACUGACAUUGGAUAUAAAAUCGGCGGACUCUUUAUGAGAAAUAAUAGGAAGUUGUUGUGGCAUCAUUGACUGUCAUCUUGACUCAAUUGUCAAAGAAAUAAGGAUUUUAAAAACCUGCAAAUAAACAAAAACUGUUUCUACAGCUCGAUGUCCUACAUUUUCAGAAUUGGGUUUAAACUGUGUUCUUGAUUUAUUUUCCAAACAAGCCUGACAGAUAGUCAAUAAUAAAAAAUGCCCCAGUGGUAAUAGACAUCAGGAGCUGACCAAUAUGAGGGGAAAUGAAACAGAUUUUAGUCCAGCUUCAUGCCAGUAUGACAUUUAUUGACCCUUUAAGUGACUGACCUCAGGAUGGUGUGUGGAAAUUCAAAGAUGGAGUAUGUUUCUACAUGUCUGUGUGAUCUGCCUCAGUUUGUCUCUGUUUGCUGCCUGAAGGUGUCCUGUGAUAAACUGUCCUGUCUUUUAUACCUGCACCCUGAACAGCAGGGGCACGUUCACAAUUAUGCAAAUAUUUGAUGAGCAACCAAACAGUGUCCUUGGAAAUCUGGCCAAUUUGCUCUGAGUAUGGACUGGAAGAUCUCUUAUCUGACCCUGGUCCAAAAGUAGUUUGGCGCCUGAAUGCAGACUGUGUGUUGGAUGGCCUGUGGGCUGCUGCAGUGAUUCAAGUUUCACCAAAUCGAGUCGGGGCUUUGAGGAACUGCAUGGAAUUGGUUUGGGUUUCCAAGAUUGAGUCAACACGUCUGUCAAUGUUUAAUGCCCAAAUUAAACAGUACGCUUGAAAAUCAUGCAAUCUGUUUUGGAGCCAGCGAGAGACAGAUAAGAGACAGAGUAUCAGCCAACCAGCCUAUCAGGCCGUUAAAAAUCACAGUCAGCUGGAAAUCGACGGUGAAGGGAGUACGAAGAAAGUCAUUUCACACUUUGUCUGCUCAAAGGUGACAAUUACUGUCUGUGAGGAGGUUAGGAUCCAAACAUGGAUGUGGUCAUGUGAUGUCGUCAAACUGUGAGUGCGUCCGUCUAAACUUUAGAAAUACUCAUCAGAAGCUUUGUGGUUUGGUCAGGAGCUGCUUUCAGAUACUGGGAACUUGGUAAUCAAUCUAUUGAUCUGACCCCGACUAUCACAGCAUCAGUGUCAUUUAUUACAGUAAGCAGGAUCAUUCAGUUCCCAUCCUACUCAGCUUUGAAAUAUGACUAAAACUGUAAUGUUUACAGGAGAGUCAGGGGACGGGCAGGGGUUCAACUAUAUUCAGAAUCAGAACCAGAAUCAGAAUACUUCAUUUAUUUUCAGUGCAUCUUCAAUAUCUAGUCGGGAUAAGUGUGCCUAGUGUUGGGAUGGGUGACGUUGGCUGACGGUUCAUCAGACUUUAGAGACUUUGUGAAGACUCUCCUGCAGAACCAUCAGGACUGUUCAGGUUCUGAGGACCUUUAGGAGAAGAUAUCAGAGGGAGUCAGCAGCAGCAGCAUGCGCCACAGAGCCGCAGACCGUAAUAUCUCAGUGACAUUUGUGAGGAUAAGAUUCACGAUAUCAGCAAAUACAGACCAACGAGAAAACCGAGGUUUUCUGGAUAUAAAGAGCUCAUUUAAACUUUAACUUAUUUUUAUUAACAAUCUUCUUGUUUAUGAUUUAAUAGAAAUAUCAUUUAUAACUUAACUAUGUUUUAUGUUAUAAGUUAUAAUGCUUCAUUCAUAUAUAUAUAUAUAUAUGUCUCUUUUUUCUUAAUUCAUGGCCACCUGCUGGUCGUUUUAUCGUACUUACUUACCUGUUUAUCUUCAUGAUGCUGCAACAACCAGUCAACAGGAACUGUGGGAUUUUGUCUCGUUUUUUAUUUUAUUUUAUUUUUAUUAAUUUCAGUAAAAAUUAUUGUCACAAAAAUGAAUAAAGUCUGCGGAUUAAAAGCGUCAAACACCAGCAGGAAGUCUGUUUCCUUUUCUUUUAGUAGUAAAACGAGAAACUGUGUACUGCGGUCCCUGCUGGGAGCUGAAUUGAAUUUCCCUUUGGGGAUCAAUAAAGUUCUUCUUUUUCUUCUUCUACUUCUGUAUGUAACUACAUCUGUACAUGACACAUGGAUCAUCCAUCCCAUUAUGUAAUAUCACACGUUUCCAUCGUGCUGCACCAUAAAGGGAUUAUAAAAAUACCUGUGAGUUGAAAAAUGUGCACGAAGGAAAACUCAGGAAAUAAAUAAAAAUAGAGAUAUGUUUGGAUUUCAGUCCCAACACAGAAGUUUGUCUCUGAAAUAGAAACUGGACUCAGUGCUGGUAUCAAACCCCAGAUGAUUGACAGCUAAAGGUCCAUUUGUUCUGAUGCUGUCACCUUUUCUGACCAGAGCAGAUUGUAGAUCAGUAUGAAUGUUUAUUUAACAGGUCCGGACAGUAGACUUUCUCUAUAUUUGUUCAUCAUGAGCCAAGGACGGGUCAACAAGUGUUCAUGUUUGAUGUAGACCAAACAGUGUUCUUGGAAAUCCUACAAACACAGGUCACUAUCCUUACUAACCCACAAUGGGACAGGUUUGGAAUAAAAUCCGAGAUAAAUGAAUAAAUAUAUAAAAACUGAUGUCUCAGAAAAAAGCUUUAAUGUCAGAAGCCAGAACUCUAGGAGCUGAACCAUGAGCGAGGCGGUUCUGGAGUCAAGCUUGGUCUGGUGAUUUUGUCCAGCUCACACCUCAAACUCUGCUCUGCUCCAGGACCGGAUCUAAGUAUGGACCCUUUCACGAUGCCCACAGUUUUUCGACAUUUGCUCUUGACCUCUGACCUUAAACAUGUUCCUGGUUUGAAGGGGGUUAAAAUGUGAGAAGGUCUGGAUGGUAGCAUUUCUCCGAGGUGAGUCAGGACGUGUGACCUGAACUCAAAGAUAUCAAUAUUAAGACUGUUAUGUAGACAUUGAGGGGGGAUAUAUACAGGAUUAAACACAGUUCUGUCCCUCCACAGGUCCUGAACCAUGAUUGGAACCACAAACUCAAAGUUCAGCAUUUAUUUACAAUGUGUGAAAAUGUACAACCGUAAAAAUGGAGUAAACAACAUCUCAGGGUGAUCCAACGCCUGAAAAGGACAACAAAACAGCGUUCUCUUUUUAAACACAACCUUACCUCGAAACGUCCAACCUAAAAGUGAAAUCAGCUGUUCACCCCAAACUGCUCUCAACGCAAGUUACAAAAACUUUAUUUCCAAUCAAAACACAGAAAUUAAAGUUUUUAUGACGUUGAAGACCAAACCAGCUGCUGCUGUUAGCGAAGCCGCCGCACAGAAACAGCCCCACCAUUUUAAACAAGAGGACGCAGACCGCUCCACCAAUCAGAUCAUUCUCCCUCACUGCUCCUCCUCCCAGCCAAUCACUGGCCUCCACCUGCCACACACACACACACACACACACACACUAAUGCGCCCACACAGAUCCACAAAACACACAGAGCACUCACUCCAACACAAACACGGUGAGGUCAAAAACACACAAUAUCCCACCAGAAGUAGAGUCAUAGUGCCACCCUGUGGAGAAACAUGGUACUGUCUUUUUGGUCUCAACCUGAGCUCAUCCUUGUGUCCGUUUUGGUCAUGGUAACAGUGACCCCUAUGGGACACCACCAGUAUUGUUUACAUUUAUACAAAAACAAUGAAAGAUAAGGAACUUUUUAACAAACUAAAAAAAUAGAGACUUCUCCAGUACUUCUGGGGGAAACUUUUUUUUGAACUGGAAAAAUGUCCCGUCCUUUACGGUUCGUUUAUGUGGGUGUAUUUAAUGUUCUCACUGACCUGCACUGAUUGUGAAUCCUGACCUGGAUCCAAAAGCUGUGGGACCGUCAUCAGCGGCGUAUUUGUCAAAGCUUCAGAAACUGUUUGUCUUUCCAGAAAGAGUCAGACUCUGAUGAACUGAGAUUUGUUUUUUUGUAUGCUGGACUUUAAGGACAAGUAAACAAAUCUGUAAAUGUUUGAUACACAAGCCAAACAGCUUCCUUGAAAACACAGAACAUCUGGAGUCACCUGUUGUAGCUCACAGUGAAACAAUGUUGGGGUGAAAUAUCGCUAACUCAACCCUGACCGGUAAAAUAAAAACAGCCGGUGAAAAAACGAUGUCAUGAGCAGCUUCUAUAAAAGCUGUUUCCUGCUGAGGUGCCAAAUCAGUCAGCUAUCAUUCAGAAAAUCUUCCCUACGCUAACCUCCCUGCAGCAUGAUGAGCCUGCAGCCCGGCAGCCUGUUUUUGAGUAGCUCUGCUCUGACCAUAGAAGACUGCAGACGCUUGAUCACCCCUUUAUCUACUUUUAAACCGGUAAGCCCAUUUGGGAUUUGAUAUUUGGACUAGCAUUAAAGACUGAUAACAGUAUUCAGUUUGGGGGUGCUUCAAAGUUUAGCCGACUAUAAGUGUCCUUAACGCCACUCUGUAAAACCAGGACACUCAGACUUUGAUACUGAAUGCUGCUCCUGAUUCAGGUUGGUGCUGAUAAAGUCCUGAGGCUGGGCAUGCUGGUGGAAAUAACAAAAACCGUGUCUGACCUGCUGAGUGAUUGUGUGCAGAUGUACGGGAGGUGGAACUUUAUAAUGGGUUACACUGAUAAUAACAUUUUUGAUGCCAUGUUGAGGUCAACCCAGAGCAACUGGAUUACAUUCACUCAGUCAUCGUCCAAACCCAAUCAGUUUGUUGAGGAUGUCGGGAUCAAGCUGUGAGUAUAAAACAGGAACAGUCUAUUAGUGUGUCAUAUGGUAACUUAAUAAAGUAAACAUUUAAGCAAAGACUGAAGGAAUCACCUGAAAAUAAGAUAGACAUGAGCAAGAGUCUCUCUACAACAAACCGGACUCAUCUUUUAUUGUUGUUACUGACUCUUUGACUUACUGAUCACGCCAUCCAGAUCAACCAAUAUGCAGACGCAUGCCUCUUUUGUCGCUCUUAAGUACUCUUGAAUCGACCACAAAGCAGCAGCUGAAGUAAAUUUAAAGGUUUUCAUUACUUUACCUCCAAUGCCUGUCAUCACUGACACAGAGAUUCCUAACUAACCUAGCCAACACUUUCUAGUUAUUCAACAGUGCAGAAUCUGGGUGCUGGGGAGGUACAGGGCGGCUUGAAUAAGUCCCUCAUUUCUCAAAGGUUUGUUCGAGAUGUGACACAAAUCAAACCUGUUUUCAUUCCCUUUAAAGGGAUAUUCCGGAGUAAAAUUAAUUUAGGGUCAAACACACCGCAACACCGAGUUAGACCCCCCCCCCCCCCCCGAGAUGAAUGUUGCCGACUGCUUGCUUCUCUAGUUAUAUCAACUUUAGUAACGGCCGCAGGAUAGCAAUACACAGCAGUCUGAGGAGUCAUAAAUAAUCCUAAACCAAAAAGCCACUCUAUAGCCACAAAUAAUGCUCAGAACAGCACCUAACUUCAUCAACAGUACACAUAGGGUCACAGACAUAGUACUAGCCACCAAACAUAUUUUUAACUUUGACUAAUUUCUUUAGCAAAGAGACUAAACACAACUCACCCACUCUCUUCCAGCUGCCGUUUGUUUGUAGUAAGACCUCAAGCCAGUCCAUUAUGGACCACAGCGGGGUGAUGCAGCUCAAGGAAGAACAUUUAUGAUCAUUUCUUCAUGGAAAUGCAAUCAGACCAAGACACUAAGGCAGAAGAACUACUGCAUCUGCAGUGCAAAAUGAUUAUUAUGGUGAUUAUUACUUCAAGGAAAUGAUAAAGAAAUUAUCAUAAAUGUUCUUCCUUGAGCUGCGUCACCCCACUGUAGUCCGUAAUGGACUGGCCUGAGGUCUCGCUACAAACAAAUGGCUGCAGGUAGAGAGUGGGCGAGUUGUGUUUAGUCUCUUUGCUAAAGAAAUUAGUCAAAGUUAAAAAGAUGUUUGGUGGCUAGUACUACAGCUGGGACCCUAUGUGUACUGUUGAUGAAGUUAGGUGCUGUUCUGAGCAUUAUUUGUGGCUAUAGAGUGGCGUUUUGGUUGAGGUUUGUUUAUGGCUCCUCAGACAGCUGUGUAUUUCUAUCCUGCGGUUGUUACUAAAGUUGGUAUAACUAGAGAAGCAAGUGGUCGACAACAUUCAUCUCUGGAGGGGGUGUCUAACUCUGGGUUACGGUAUGUUUGACCCUAAAUUAAUUUUACGCCGGAAUAUCCCUUAAAUGUCCAGAAUUAUUCAUCGGCUCAUUUUAAACGAGGUUUAAACUAAACGGUUAAAGGUGUGAAACCAGAGAACCUGGAGGAUUAUUAAACUCCUAACAGAGAUAGUCUGAUCUAAUCCCGGACCUCCCAAAGGCAGAUUUAAGUCCACAUUUCUUUCUUGUCUUUCCCAAGAUCUGGAUACUGCAAGUACGCAUCUGCUGUCAUAACUAUUGUGGGCAACUAAGCUAUAUCUCAAAGUAAGUAAUCUGAUUGGACUUGAUUCUGAAGAUGUACAUAAACUUUGUCUCUUUAGUAUUCAGACUAUUUGUAAAAUAGUAAAAAUCUUGUUUAUGAAGAACAAUAUGAAGCAAAAUGUAAGUGCAGAAAUGUAGAAUAUCAGUGGUGAACCUGGUGGUGAGUUUCUUAUCCGAGGACUUAAAGUGUGAUGGGAAUGUUAAAAGGCUACAUCCAGAGACCUCUGCAAUUCCAUCAGAAUUAUGAGAGUCUGAGUCUGGGAACCGGAUUAGCCUACAGAUGAAAAUCAUGUCCUUUUUCUUUGUUCUUAUCCUCAGAGUCCAACUUCACAUGUACGUUUCACUCUCUGCCGACCUGUAAAGACUGUCUACUCUACAGCGUCAACAGUAUAAACAACAACUUCUUCCAUUAUGUGAUGAAUAUCAGCAACCCAACAUCCAAGGACGAGAUCAAAGACUAUCGGGCCCUUUACCUUAUGGGUAAGAUCACCAGAUCAGAACUAAGCCUUUUGGUUGGUUGGUUGGUUGGUUGGUUGGGUGGGUGGGUUGUUGGUUGGUUGGUUGGUUGGUUGGUUGAUCCGUUUUCUGCUCUGUUUGGUUUUCCAGCCAGAGACGUCUAUCUCGGACUCAGACCUGGAACAUUUUAAGAAGCAGGCGAGAUGCCUUGGUUUCACAGGAAAAUCAGACUUCUUCUACGACCCCAGGAAUGGUGCGUCACCUUUGACCCUGUCCGAUAAAACCAUGUGUUUGAGACAUGUCAGAUCUCAUUUCUGUCUCUCCUUGUAUCCACAGAGUUCUGCAAUGAAGGCCUGAAAAGUUAGGAACAAGGAAGUCCUCAGACCAAACCCCUGGACAAAUACUCCGAGCUGAUUUGUAUUUUUUAGUCAUAAACUGAAAUGAAACUUUGAAUAUAAAAAAACUGUGGACAUUUAUUUUGAAAUGUAACAAAUAUGGAGAGGUGUGGAAGGGGUUAGGGGGAGAAACAUGGUUUCAGGUAAAAUGCAUACAGGUGUACACAGGUGUAAACAGAUAUGUACAGGAGUACACCGAUGUAAACGGGUAUAUGCCGGUGUACACAGGUGUAUACAGGUAAGUACAGGUGUGUACAGUUGUAUACAGGUGUAUAAUGGUGUAAACUAACAAAAACAAUUGAUCUCAGUGCAGCUAAAAUGAGAAGGCAGAUGAAUUUCUAUGUGUUUUUUUUUUUUUUAGUUGAAAAAUCUGAUCAAUAAAAAUGUUUUAAAAAUCAUGGAUCCAAAGUAUGACCGAAGACUCAUAAAAAACCUUCAGAGGUCACGUCGUCUCAGGGGUGUGUGUACCUUUGCUAUGAACAUAACAUGUCAUGGUCAUGGUCUCACUUCACUGUUAAUGAAUAGGUUCAGUUUCAUAUGAAUUUCUCUCCCAAAGAAGCAGCUGGAGGUCCUACAGGCUGUUCAAGAGGAACUGUUUUCACUUUUUCAAUUAAUAAAAGAAUCUUUGAAACAUACUGUGUCAUACUGUUACUGCUGGUCAACUACAAAGUGGAAUAAUGUACCAAGAACACGUGGAUAUGUGAAUCAAGAAGCUGGGCAGAGAUAACGAUGAUCCAAAACAAACUGAAAAUGGAUUUAAAAACCGAUUUCAGGUACCAAUUAAGGUAUUUAACACUGCGUAAAUGUCCACAUCCAGACAGACUGCAGGUAGAAAUAAAGAGGGUUAGGGAUAGUUGAAUCAAGCUGCAGAAGAACUGUUGAUGAGUUGGUCAGUCGUGGGGUUAUGUUUAAUGACGGCGUGUUAUUCUGAAUACAGUUGAAUCAAAGCUCAUGCCAUGAGAAGCCCUCAUGUCUGUUUAUCUGAGGAUUAAAGUCCGUUAGAGGGCGGACGCUUUGAGAUGCUGUUAAAGUUAGUGUUUCCUAGAUUUACCUGCCCUGACCCUGUCCAGACAGCAAGUCAGAGAGCAUCACAUUUCAGUUAAAAGAACAUCACAAAACUGCAGAUGAGAAAACUGUUUUAGAACUGCGUGGGUAACAGUGUGAAUUGAGGAGUUAUAAAAAGUCGAUUCAUCAUAAAAAUCAUAGAAAAAGUGUUAUCGGGGUGUCAGUCAAAGAAGAUGUAAAAAUGUAGUCUGUCUGUGCAUGUGUGACAGAAAGAGAGAGAGAGGGAAAAAACAGUUUUAAGAGAAAGGAAGAGGUGUAGAGAAAAAUAGAGUCCAUGGAGUCUGUUUUAGGAUUUAACAGUCAAAUGGGUUCAGAGAGUUCCUGUUUCCAUCAUUGAAAAAGAGUUAAAUUAUCAGGAAGUGUAAAGAGCAGAUAGAAGAAGAUAAAAAGAGACAUCUUCAGAUGAGAGGAAGAGUUUAGAAGUUGAGCCAUUAAAAUCCCACAAAGUACAGAGGAAGAACGGUGACAAUAAAGAACCAAGAGAAAGGAAAAGAGGAAGAGACUGCUCCACAGACUACAUGUAGACCAGUUAGACCCACAGUCAGAACUGAUCCAGAUCCUCUGUCCCUGUUUGAAGUGGUUCCUGAAGAGAUGCCACAACAAAUGGGGUGGUUUUCAUCCCCCUCUCAGCUUACUGCCUGGCACUCCUGGAAAUGUAAGAAACUGCAGGGAGGAUGUCAGACCCUGAGUGUUGGGUUCAGCUGUGUUAAAAAUGUCCAGGGUUACAGUAGACCUGAAUAAGAAUAGUCCUGGGUUACAGAAGUCUUGGGUUACAGUAGACCUGGAUUAGAAUAGUCCCGGGUUAAAGAAGUCUUGGGUUACAGAAGUCCCGGGUUAAAGAAGUCCCGGGUUAAAGAAGUCUUGGGUUACAGUAGUCCUGGGUUACAGAAGUCCCGGGUUAAAGAAGUUGUGGGUUAAAGAAGUAUUGGGUUACAGGAGUCCUGGAUUAGAAUAGUCCCGGGUUAAAGAAGUCUUGGGUUACAGUAGUCCUGGGUUACAGAAGUCGUGGGUUAAAGAAAUUUUGGGUUACAGUAGUCCUGGGUUAAAGAAGUCCCGGGUUAAAGAAGUCUUGGGUUACAGUAGUCCUGGGUUACAGAAGUCGUGGGUUAAAGAAAUUUUGGGUUACAGUAGUCCUGGGUUACAGAAGUCGUGGGUUAAAGAAGUUGUGGGUUAAAGAAGUAUUGGGUUACAGGAGUCCUGAAUAAGAAUAGUCCUGGGUUACAGAAGUCUUGGGUUACAGUAGACCUGGAUUAGAAUAGUCCCGGGUUAAAGAAGUCUUGGGUUACAGGAGUCCUGGGGUGAACACACAGUUUAUUUUUGAGAUUGUGGACCAACGAGUACUCGUCCAUGAACCUGUAAACCAAAGCUGCCCCCAUUCAAAAACUGAUGGUCUUUAUAUUCAGGUCUAGUCCUGGGUUACUAUAAAUUAAUGAGACCCGGGUCUAGUGAACCUGGAGCUGCAGUAAAGUGUUGGUUCCUGUUGUUGCAUCUGUUCGGAUUUAUGAACAGGACUGUUGGAGUAUUUCAGUGAUCAGCUGUUCAGGUUCAGGGACAGUCCACCAGUAUCAGAAGCUGCUGGAGGACAAUUUCAUUUAUUUAGAUCUCCGUUAGCUUUGGCUAAGGCCAUCGCUCUUCUUCCUGGAGUCUACAUUUAAAAUUAAGUCUCCAUCGCAGUGCAGAGACACACACACACACACACACACAAAAAAAAAAAAAAAAAAACGCCACAAACACAAAGACAACGUCAAUAACCACAACAACUCACAACAGCCUACAAGACAAAAACAAAACAACAAAACUAGAACAAUACAAACUUCAAACACAUGUUACUGGAUCUGAUUUCCACAGUGCUGCUUUCUGAAGUAAUCAGAUGUUUAAAUAUCAACACUCCACAUAAUUGAAUUAAUUUGCAGAAACAGUACCCAAUACUUACGCAGACUUCAGAUAUUUCAAGUGAAUCAGACGAACACUGAUAGAUUGUACAAAGCUUCAUCUAAAUAAGGAGCUGUUUGACUAAUAAAUGUUCUUUUAAUGGAUCGUUAAAUCUGUAUUUGUUGUGUUCUUGGAUAAUAUGUCCUGGUAGAGAAGUCCAUAUCACCAUGGCCCUAUCCAUUACCGUUCUUUUCAUCUUGUUUGUGAAUUUACCCUCCGUAGCAUGUCUUGUUUUGUAACAGUGUUCAUCCGAACUAAAAGACAAACGAUCGUUAAGAACCCUUGGCAAUUUCAUCACAGAUGAUCUUCUAAUGAAAGCUGCUAAUGAGGCAGUAAAUCUGUUCUUGGUUCUGUAUGGACAGCAAGGUAAGUAUCUCGCUGCCUUGUUUUGAGCUAUUUGCAGUUUCUUUAUAAGUGAUGAAGCAGCGCACGACCAAACCUCUGAACAAUAAUCGAGGUGUGAUAACACCAGACUCUUGAUUACACAUUUUUUGUCCCAAACACAAUGCUGUUUGUCUUAGAGGCAUUAAGAACUAAUUUAUUAUCAGUUAUCCAAUUCACCACUACUUGAAGUUUCUGAUUAAAAACACUGCCAAGCUCAUCUAUUGUGGUUUUAGCUAUAUAUAUUGUCGAAUCAUCUGCAUAUAUUGACAUUUUUGUAUCUUUUAGGGUCAGUGGUAAGUCAUCCAUGAAAAUUGUAUAUAGCAAAUAUACCAAGACUGCUGAAGACCACCAGGCCGAGUUAUUGGCUCAUGGUCUCUAAGCAGCUCUUAAGAUCUCAGACCUUUUUUGGAGGGUUAAUAAAAAUCAGUGCAUGAGGGACUGAAGCACGUGAAGUUCUGCUGGAGCUAAGAAAUAAGUUCACUGUAAUGACCUGAAGUUUAGUUUGACUUUCAGAAAAGUUCGUUUAUUUGGUGUAAACUGAACUUUGUGCUCGCUGCAGAGAACUGACCUGAAGUAAAACUCAAAGAACCAGGAUUAGGGUUCUGAUUCACUUUUAUUCUUUUACAGGAGAAUCGGGAGGUGCAAAUCUGAUUCUGGUCCAGAUGGGUUGAUGAUGUUUGAUGCAGAAACCCUGAGGGACCAAACAGGUUCAAGUGUGAAACUGGUGGCAUUAUUAAUAUUUGUGAUAUGAAACAAAACAACAACUAAAAACCAGCAUUAGCGGAGACUGCAGACUGUCCUGCCAUGACUGGUUUUAUUGGGGAUGUUUGUGCAUUAUGAAAAGACAAGGACAGAUCAACAAAUCUGUAAAUGUUUGAUGUACAAUUCAAACAGUGUCCUCAAAAGGUCCUUCAAAAACAAAUCACCAAGGGUUCCCGUUUCAGCCUCAGGUGAGACAAGGUUGGAGCCCUCACACGACCGAGGGCAAAGAAAGAGAAACUGCUGACCCUGAAACCUUUGGUGUAAAUAACCAACAGGAGCUCUUGGGUGAGUGCCACAGGCGUCUUUCAUAAAAGCCGGACGCCUCAGCAAGGCUCCUAUCAUUCAGAGACAAAAAAUAUCUCAGAUCAGAUAUCUCCGAUCUACUCAAUCUCAAAGCUUUAGCAUCAUGAAACUGUGGUUCAGCAGUCUGCUCCUGUUGGUGGAGUUGUUCCUGAGCAGCUCAGGCACAACGUACGAAGAAUGCAAACCCAUGAUCACACCUAAAGCGACUUUCAAACCGGUAAGCUCUGCUCUGUUUCGGUCUGGGUCUGUAGGUCAGAUCGAGCAAAAGCUAUUUAAACUGGAUCACUUAUUAUUCUGAUUUUUAGCACCAGCUUUCACUUUCGAUUACUUUAAAUAUGAAACGAUACUGAAAAGAGUCACUCAGACAGGAAGUAAAUGAAGAUGAGUCUUAUUCCAUGUUCACCCCAAAGACAUGUCGACAGGACUGAAGAUACUUGAUCCUCUGAGACUGAGGAGGUUCUGAAAACCCCUCAGACUAAGGUGGUCUCACAGAAAGACCUUCUUACUUUUGAAUGAGCAGAAAGAGUCCAAAUCCAGACCCGUCCCUCAUACAAAUACUGGUGCUCGGUUGUGUUCAUGAAAGGUAUUUGUGUCUUCUCCUCUGACUCAGUGUUUGUUUGUUUGCAGGACAGUUCUGUGUUGGGGAAGUGGACCUGGAUCUUGGGUUAUUCUGAUAAUCCAGUGAACAGUGGGAUUUACAGCUCAAUCCACAGCAAAUGGGUCGAAUACAAAGCCAUUACGUCCGACCCCAAACACAUGAUCGAGGAUGAAGGGGUCCGGCAGUGAGUACUGACCCUGUGACUUUGGACCUUUCAUGUAACAUGGUAACAGGCUCCUAUUAAAAUAACUUCAUCUGAAUCAAUCACUACCUAGAUGACACUCACCUGUCUCCUUCAAAGCGCAGGGCCAGCUUACUCUUUAAGGGGCCAGGUUGGGAACUAAAUGAAUUAACCCUCGAACACUAUUGCUAGUAACACCAUCACUGUCGCCGGGUGAUUUUUAUCUGAAUAAUAUACCCAAGAAAAAGUACUUGUCAUCAAAAUAUAUCAAAAUAGGACGAUACAUGACAACUCAACUCAACUCAACUUUAUUUUUAACUGUUUAAUGUUCAGAGGGAGGGGGGGAGUGCAAUGAGGGGACCAUAUAAAAAUGCAACAAAAUAACUGAAAUCAGGCAUUCAUGAACAAAAAACUCUUAAAAAAUAUAGAUAUAGAAACUGUCGUCGUUUUCUUCCGCUUGCAUAGGAGGCCGGCCACGAGGUCUCCUCCCGGUGGGCCAAAAUGUAAACUUUGUUUCUUUUCCACCCAUUCCUGGGGUAUAUGAGUCUUCCCUGGUGAAGACUCAGGGUCCUCGGCACAAUAACAGCUGCAGGAGAGAGAACCAAAAUAUGGCAGAUUUGAAGUGAGUAAAAAUGACCAGCUGACUCAAAUAUUUCUUAUCACCAUAUGAAUCCCCUUGAAAAUCACUACUUUGUGAUAGUUAUUCAUAUCCACAGCGCUAAAUAAAGAUAGCAUGUGAAUUCCAGGAUCUCUCUUACUGACCUUAUUCCCUACAUGCCGCUCAGGGACACAAAUAUGCCUUCAAAGAUGUCAAAGGAAAUGCUGAAGCUACCCAGGGACCCAUGAUACUCAGACAAACGCAACAUCCUGAAAAUCACGUCAACAUGUUCGGUUGGGUGAAAAUCACCCGGCGAUAAUCUUCUAGGGUUUAAUGUCGUUCAUCUAGACUCUGCUCAGUACCUGUCUGCAAACAAAUGCAGACCAGAGAGUGUCAUCGUCAGUAGUAAUGCUACAGAGACUGAGGCUAACAGGUCACAGGUACGAAGUCAGUAUCCAAAGAUUGAACGACCAACCAAACUAUCAAACAGUCACAGGCAGAUAGAGGUAAGCCCAUUUUUCAGACUGGUUUUAAAGAACAUGAAGUUCCUCUCGUAGAAUUUCCCUCUGGUGUGUUUUCCUUUGAAUGUAGAUGUUCGGUGUAUAUGAGCUCUGUGUUUCUGUGCCCUCAAACUGAGAUUUUUUCAGACAGUGUUGUGACAAAUCAACAUAUACUCAGUAGAAGAAUGCAUAGGAGACAGGAUGAGAUCUGAAGAGCAGCCUGGGUGUCUUUAUUGUAGAAAUUGGUACAGAUGACAAACAGAGUCUCAACCAAACCAAGGGAGAGACGCUUUUCCCAUCAACUAUCCAAUUACCGGGAGAUCGUCCGAGGACAGGUCACACUGUUCUGAGAUUCACCCAUUGUUUAGAUUAUUCUUGGACUUCCUAGAAACGAUCUCUAUGUGUUUUGGCAACGCAAUAAGUUUUGGCUCCUGCAAAGCAGCCUGGGUUAUGCAACCUCAGGCUGCACAACCAGGCCUAACCCAACAUGUUUAUGAAUCCUUAAUACAGGAUAAUCACAUAAAUAUUCCUUGCAUUAACCUAUGGAUUCCACUACAACAGCAGAUGUGCUGCUUUUGUGUUGUCAUGGUGUUUGUCACAGUUUUCAUCGCCAUCGUUGUUGUCACAGCUGACUCUUCUUCCUUCUCUUUUUUUCAGCCCACUAAAUUGUAAGUUUGCGACGACCCCCUUGACCUUCGUUGACAAUUUCGCCAUAUCCCAAAGUAAGUGUCGGCUCUGUCGGCUCUGUUUUCAAUCCUGCAGCUUCUAACCAUUGUUUUCUAUGUUAGAUGUCAUUGAACAGAGGAGAGAGCUGUAACCGAAACACCAACUUUAUCUAAAUAACUUAAUUUUGGUCUUAUUAAGAGUGAAAGGGGUUUAAAGCUGUUUUUACUGACACUCCUGUUUCAGGAUGUGGUUCAGCCUCAGGAGAGGAUCAACUGAACCCUCCUAGGUUUAUAUAAACUGAGGAGGAUUUAUAAACUCAUUUUCUCUUUGUGUUCAAAUAAAACUGUUGAUCCAGAAUCAAGGACAAACCUGCAGGUUUGUUUAUUUUUCAUGAUUCCUCCUGUGUUAGGGUCUGCACUGACCCAUUAUUGUUUUAAAAUGCUUAAAUGAACCACUUAAAUCCGCUUUUAAGUGAGCCACUUACAAAUUUUUUGACUUUGUCAGGAACCUCUAUUUCAACAAAAUAAAAAUAAAAAAAUUAAGUUGACUAAAUUAUAAAAUGCUCUUAUUAAAAUGAUGGCACUUGUCGUGUUAGUGUCACUGUUGACCCGGUUAGAUCAAUAUCUAAUAAUUAGAGCAAAAACUGAAAUCAUAAGUGCACUGACAGUCAGAUCCUCUUCCAUUCAGGUGAGAUUUAGGAAAUUCUCAUUUUUCACGUUUUUCCUGCACAAAAAAACAAACAAACCGUCGAACAUGUCCAGACAUGUGAGAUCAGUUCAGUAUAGAUGUCUGUGUGAGGGGUACACUGACAAAGAAAGGCCCAGAGGACCUCAACUCAAAAUAUUAUAAUCAAUAUUUUCAUGGAUAAUCAAGCCGAACAAGGUAACCUCGAGAUUAGAACCAAACUGGAUGAUAGAGAAUUGUUUUGAGUGUAAUUUACAGCUGAUUUAAGACACGGGUCAGAACCGACCCUGAACAUGGUGGGUGCGUAGUAAAAGCUAACAGGAGGAAGGUUAAUCCAGAUUUACGCUCACCGCCAACAACACUGAGGAACCUUAUAAAGGUUUAUUAUCACCCAUGAAGCCCAGAGAGGAUUACAGGGGUCCUGAUGAGACAGGAAAGGGGGAUGGGUCCAAACACAGGGUUUCUUUUGGUUCCACAACUCUUCUGUAGAUCUGGUCCCCGUCCAGGCCUGGGCUGUUUUCUUAGUCCUUCUGUUCCUGUCCUCAGAGUCCAAUAUCAGCCGCAUGUACAGGCUUCUGCCCACUUGUGACAACUGUCUCCUGCUCCACAUCACGGGCAUCAACACCCAGAACCUGUUCGCCCACACCGACCCCACAUCGUUGGAGCAGCUCACUAUCCACAGCAGCCUUGCCCUGCUAAGUAAGACCAGCUCAGAGAGUCCAAAUCCUCCUCCUGAACCCGGAGACUCUUUUUCAUAUCAAUCUUAUUGUCUGUUUCAGCCAAAGACGGGACCAUCUCAGAUGAAAACCUGGAACACACCAAGAAGCAGGCAGCUUGUAUGGGUUUUACAGGAGAGCCUAGUUUCCACUACAACUCUAAGCACAGUGAGUCCUGGUCCAAACUGAUCCAUGACACCUGUUAUUCAACACUGAGCUGAUCCUCUCUGUCUCUCUUUGUCUCUGCAGCACUCUGUGAGAAAGACCAACAGUAAGACGAGGAGCUGGAGGGAAGACCAAGUCCUCGACAGAAACUAAAACUGUGGAAGUAAAAUUUGAGCCAAAACCUCCUGAUUCGUUUCUUUAUUCAGGUGAAGUUUGAAAAACACUUUUUAUACGGAAACACAGAGGGGUCAAAUAAGGUGAAGACCAUGUUAAAGGGAUAUUUCGGAGUUUUUAAAGUUUCUGUAUGAGUAAAUGUCCUUGACGCUACCCAAUUCGUCCCAGAAACCCGAUUUGUACUGGGCAUGUGCAAAACGUACGUCACUUCCUCUCUUGGCAUUUCAAUGUAUUUUGCGGCAGUGAGUCACUACCUACCUGAUCCAUACUGCGCAAGUGCAAAUUUACUUCACCUUAAAAACUUUUUUUAAACUACCGAUCGAUUCAGAAACAGGCUGAGCUCCUGCCCAGCACAGUGUGACCUUUUGGGCCACAGAGAGCACCACCACCCGGUCAAAAUUAUGGUUCUCAAGGGGGGAUUUUAUAAAUUAAAUUUAUUAACAAGAAGCCUACACAUUAUGGACAAUGAAUUUCAGCAUUUUUAUACAGAGAUUCAAUUUCAACACUGAAAUAUUCUCAUUCAUUCAAGUCUUUUAUAACGACGUUACAAUUUUACAAUUUAGCUGAAGUAGGAAUCUUUAAUCAUAAAACUGGGCGCUUUUCCCUUGACUUUCCAGUGCUCUGCUUCAGUCGGGGGAAGAACUCCAUUCAGGAGAAAAGAAAAGUGUGUGACUGUUAUAAACUGAAGCAUCCUUUCUGACUGAAGCGAGCUCGCUGAUGCUGAAGCUGUCAAUCAAGUGUUGAAGCUGUUGCAAACCGCAAGGGGCAAAGAAUUGCUGAGCUGCUGCAAAGAUGGCUAGUAGAAGAAGUAACAUACAUUUCGCACAUGCGCAGUACAAAUCGGGUUUCCAGGACGGAUCAGGCAGCAACAGUCCUUAACCCCCUCUUUCAUAGGAACCUAAUGGGAAGGCCGGCACACAAACUAGGCUACAGUUUUCUGCAGACAGAGCGACUCCACCAUGACAUUUAGAUGAAUUUAGAGAAAUUUAGAGAGAGAGAAAAAGAGAAGGACAGAGGAGAAAUUAAUGAAGGUCCUCAGCAGCAGGAGGUCUCCAGCUGUGAUCCAGAGGAACCUCCAGGAUGAUGGAGCUCAGAGACUCUCAGUAAAAACUGUAUCAGUGACUCUGAUGAGGAGUCAGAGUUACAGUUUUUUCUCAGUCCGAACAAAACGCUCAGCAGCUUAAACCCUUUUAUUAAAACAGUCCCUCUAAACCAGGUUACACUCGCCUCACAAACACAGUUUCACUCACAUAAGCACACACUGUUCUCUGUGACACACGUGUGUAAUGAUAACACAGGUGUUACAGCUUAAAACACAAAGACUCAAAAUUAAUCACACUUGUUUCUAAUGAUGAGAGGAAACCAGUUUAAACCAGUUCAGAGGGUUUUUCCUCGUUACCUGGUCCAGGAGAAUCUGGUCUGUGAAGUCCUGAGGUCUGAUCCAGAACGUAGACAUGAUGCUGAAUGAUUGUAGAUACUGUAAGGACUUUAGUUUGAUAUCAUGGUUUACACAGUAAUGUGCUUCUGGUUUAUAUUAGUGUUUACUUUAUUUUCUCUGAAUUCACAGAGAAUUUUAUUUAGAUUUAUUUAGCUGUUCUAAACAGUGUGGUUUUUAUUUUUUAUGUAGCAUGUAACGACGGCUCAGUCGUGUUUUUAAUUUGGAUGGACCGGGUUCGAUCUGACAUCUUGGUUUGGUUUUGCCGAGAGUAAAAGGUUUUCUAAGUGAAGUAAAAAAAAAAAGUUUUAUUUUACCCAUAAAUCUCUAUAUGAGCGAUAAACUACAAUUAUUUAGAUAUAACAACUAAAACAUCACCAACUCAUCCUUUAAACAAGUAUUUGCAGCUGUUGUUGACGUUCCAGCUCCUCACCACUAGGUGUUGCCAAAUAUCCUCAGUCUUUACUCCGAACUGUUUAAAACAUACCAACCUCAAAAUGGCGGACGGGGGGGACGUUGGAUCACAUAUACCAGGAAACUAGGCGACUAGCAACGGUUUGUCAGCACCAGCAGUCCGCCCUGUUUGUUUACUCUAAAGUCACGAGCGAUUUCAUGUGAAGAGAGUCGGUUUUUUGGAGAGGCUCAAUAGACAUGUGUUGCUAUGGUUACAUAAAAUACAUAGGCUACAAACAAAUCUGUAAAAUGAGUGUCUACGAAAGAAUCUACAAACAUGAACUUAAAAAAGGUUCACUGUUCCCGAUUGACUUUUGUUUGAGUUUACUCCAGAGCAAGUAUAGUGCGUGCGCGUGUGGUAGAUAUGACAGUAGAGGGUGAAGUGUAUCGGCUGUCUCAACGACAUAGGUACAGGGCGAUUGUAAGGGAUGGUUUCCAUGGGAACAGCUGACUUUAAAGGAGAAUAAUAAUAAACAGCUGCUUUUAUAGGACAAUAUUAAUGAAAAGCAGAGUGGAGGACGUUGACCUAAGCAGCUCCCACCCUGUGUUUAUCAGCAGAUUAAAGUCUAUCCCUCUGAGUGGGUGGACGGUGGUUGUGUUUGUAUUUCGUUUAAUAACCCUGCUCUACACAGGAACCCAGCAGACAUCGUUGAAAACAUCCAGAUUGACCUCCGAUUGUAGGACUUUGGACCGAAUCACGUUAGUGCUGGAAACUUCUAGAAAUACUCCAUCUCCUAAGCUGAACCCUGAGGGGGAGGUGUUGAAUGUGAUCAAAAACUCUUCUCUUAUUCUGGUUCUGGUUCUGGUCCAUCGGACAGUUUUUACUUGUUGUUAUUUGUGGACUUACAGCUGAAUUAUCAUCAGAACCAGAAUACUUUAGGGUGAACACAUUUUGAUUACCGAAAAACCAGGACAGUGUCCGGCGAUGAGAUACUCAAAUGAUACUCAAAGAUUACUCAAAAAUGCUGUAAAAUUGAAAUAAAUUUAAAGUCUGCCUCCUCUGCAUGGACAGAAAACUGCAAUAUUACCAUAUACUGUUUAUAACCAAAGACACAGAUUCAGAUCAGCUUCUCAGAGUUUACUCAACAUGUUUUAUUAAGAUGAGCUUCUAAAAUAAUCAAUAAAAUAAGAAUAAAAAUAAUCAACAUGUUUUAUUAGGAAAAGCUUUUAAAACUAACCAAUUCAAUUAUUAUAGAAAUAAUGUCUCCUCCAUAUUAGAAAAUAAAUGAAUAAAUGAAGAAUAACUCAAAAUUAACUGUGCUAUUUUAGGAAUCCAACUUUAAGUAAAACAGCUCUCUAAGUUCUUUACAGAGCAGCUGUUCAGUUUUCUUUUUCAUCCCAGUGGCCAAAUUAAAAACAAAGAAAAUUAGUGAAACCAAAGAAAACCAAUAAAAACCAAAGAAAACCAGUGAAACCAAAGAAAUUAAGUGAAACCAAAGAAAACCAGUAAAAACCAGUGAUCAAGUAAAACCAAAGAAAACCAGUGAAACCAAAAACCACUAAAAACCAGUGAUCCAGUAAAACCAAAGAAAACUAGUGAAACCAAAGAAAACCAGUAAAAAACAACAAAAAACAGUCAAAAACAGUUCAACCAGUGAAAACCAAUAACCACCAGUGAAAACCAGUGAAACCAAUGAAAACCAGUGAAAACCAGUGAAACCAAUGAAAACCAGUGAAAACCAGUAAAACCAACGAAAAACAGUGAAACCAGUCAAAUCAAUAAAAACCAAUUGAAAUCAGUGAAUACCAGUGAAAACCAGUCAAACUAGUAAAAACCAGUGGAAACUAAUAAAAAACAAUGAAAACCAAUGAAAAAUCAAUUUAAAGGACAGGACAGGAUAGAAGACCAGGACCUUCAGUCCCCCUAAAUCACUUCAUUCAUUCCGGGAAGGAAACUCGGUAUAGCAGAAAGCGGACCCCUUAGAGGACCCCCCAGUCUAACUCCAGAGAUCAGACUCUGUGAUUGAUUAAUUAAUUAAUAGGAAGGAGGCCAGGAGUCCAGCACAGUUCAAUAACACGGUGAGCACACACACUCUUUGGACCGGCAGGGGCUUGUGUGGGCUCAAAGCGGCUAUAAACUGGACCGCCUCAGUCCUCUCACUCUGCUGUCCUCAGAAGCCCAGGUCCAGGCGUGUUCGACUCUCUCAGAGCAGGAUGAUGACUUUUGUGAAGGGAUUGAUGCUGCUGCUGAUGGUAGCAGCUGCUAACGCAGCCCCUGGUAACUGCGAUGGUCUGAACCAUACCAAUACCAUUUCAGCCAAAGACCUGAAGAAGGUGAGUCUGAUCCUGGACAGCCUGGAGCUCAAACACCAGUCUCUGCAAACCUCCACCUCUUAAAUUCAUCCAUAUUUCAGAGGUUCUGGUUUAUUUGUAGCUCUUAAUGAAAUCUCCACCGGCUUCCGACCACGAAUAGAGUUUCAUGCUCAGAGAUAUAACGUAUGAUUAUCGGAAACUUUUGUUUUGAUUCAUACUGUCAUCUGUUAUUUUCACUACGGGCAGAUGCCUUCAAAACUUCUAAAGUCAUCUAAACCUGAUUUAACCCACCCCACCCCUUAACAUUUAUAGGGGAGAGUGAGGUAAGUUGAGCCAAAGGGACCAAAUAUUUAGGAGAUGGGCAUCAAUUCAUGGAGUCUGUGAAGGUUGGAAGCACACGGGUGAAGGGGUUAGUUUUAUACAUCAAUAGUGGUAUCUAUGAGCUACAACAACAUAAAAGUCCAUCACUUUAGCUUAGAGGACUAAUAAAGUCAUUGUUGUUCUGGGGUGACUGAGAAAGUAGGGGAGUCUGAUGAGAGAAUCUGAGUUUCAGUUUAGAUUGUUGAAAUGUUUGACUUUUUCUUUUCAAAAAUACAGCCGUGAUUGUUCUGAAGCACUUAACCCUAGUGUACCCUUCUAAUUUUACACCCUUUCGUCCUCUUCUGGCUGUUUUUGUCCACUAACUUUAGCUGCUGUAAAAACAUAUCAGAGAGAUUUUUUUUUUCUUUUACUUUUUUUUCUCAGAUCUCUUCAUCAAGCUCAGUCCUGAUACAAAAUACUAAAUUUUUGAACUUAGCCCAUACACGGGGUAAGUUAACAAUAGGAGACCACUUUUUUUUUUGCAUGCUAUAUUAUCAAGAUUAGGGUUCUGUUUACACUUUUGUUGGUUUGCAGGGAUGAACAACACCCUGAAAAAUACACUAGUUAGAGACAACACUAGGAUUGACUUGAUGUAGUGAUCCCAUCAUGCUUUGCUAAUAUAGACCAGGGUCCUCUUAAAUCAUGUGACUGGCCUAAAAUCUUCUCCAGAUGUUGACACGAACCUUUGAGUGAAAAUCCACUGUGUCCUCAGAGGUGUGUGCUUGACCCCGACCUGUCCUCCUCCUCCCACAGAUCCUUGGGGAUUGGGUUCUGGUCUGGUCAGCCUCCAACCAUCAGGAAGGCUGGGACCUGCUGCGAAACAUUUCCAGCUCCCACGUGGAGCUCAGCAUGCACACGAAUGAGACAGUCGAAUUAGUGGAGAGGAACAUGCACAAGUGAGUUUCAUUGUGGCGCCGAUAUGAACCACCGGGAGUGUGGUUUCUGGAGGUGGAUUCAGAACGUGUGUUUAGACUCUCGGGGUCCUUUAAAGUCAAUGUUUCAUGAGAGAAAACCAAAGAAUAGAUCUGAUGUGUGGCAGUGUUCACUGCUGCUGCUGUUGCCUCACUUGAUCUGGUUGUUUUAAGGGGAGGUGUCUGCGAUAAGUACAGUGUCAACAUGUCGAUGCCCUCAGACCUCGACGACUUCAAGCUCACUUUUUCCUCUACAGGUGAGUCAAAGAAACACACAAGAACUGUCUCUAACAAGGUCAUGCUACAUCAGUAGCUGUUCGUGGUGUUUUGAUUAAUUGUAUUUUCGAUUUUAUGUUUUUUUAGUCAUGUUUUUCCUGACUUUGAUGAUUGUGCUUAAGUGUUUUUUAUGCUCCCUUUGUUGCACAACCAAUUGCCCCAUUAGGGGACAAAUAAAGUUAUUGAUUGAUUGAUUGAUUGAUUGAUUGAUUGAUUGAUUGAUUGAUUGAUUGAUUGAUUGAUUGAUUGAUUGAUUGAUUGAUUGAUUGAUUGAUUGAUUGAUGCUGAGUAAACAGGUCUGUCAGCCGGAUCAGCUGUUCUUAUGACAUGAUCACUUUGAAUGACAGCUCAUCACUGCAGCUAUGUGGGCAGUGCCUGAGUAGCUCUCAGUUUCCUCAUUGGCUCUUCUCCACAGUAUUCUCCAGCAAAUAUAUAUAUAUAUAUAUAUAUAAACGCUAGAUGGCUUACACAUGCAGUUAGCCUAUGGAGACCAAUGUCCAAGCAUGGCGGCCAUCUUGCUACAGGCAGCUCGCCCACUCCUAACAUUCCAGUCUACGGUUCAUGUAGCAUUUAAAUAACCAUAGAUUGAUUGAUUUUAAACCAAUUUUCAAACAGUUUGGUUUGUAACAAACCUCACAGUUUUAGUUAUGUUCCUGCAUACUCAAGAAUAAUUUUAACCAUGGAUUUUCAUCAAUAAACAUUAAUCAGAUAGGUAGAGCAAUAGCUAUAGGCCUACACACAAGGCAGUUAUAUUAAAUCAUUUAUAUAUAAAACGUUUAAUCAUUUCAUGAAUGUUAUAUUAGUAAAAUUUCUAUUAUAGGGAUAACUAUAACAACAUAUAACACAACAUAUAUGUAUUUAUUUUCAAUAUAAAUGUCUGCCUCAUGUUGCCAUUUUAGAUGUUUUUAACAAACCCAACAGUUUGGAAAUCAUGUGCAACUUCAGUUAUGUUGAAUUGAAGAGCAUUUCUGCCACUGUAACUGAUGUAAAAUUACUGGGUCAACUUUGUGAUAUGUACUUGGUCUCACUCACAGCCAAGUUAGACAGCUGAUAAACACAAGCACAUCUGCAAAGACUGGCACUUAGACAAAAAAUAUAGGCUGUCAUAAUUAAAAUCUCGAUUGUGGUCUCAGCCUUGACAAAGCGACUCAAAGUUAACCCUUGCGCGCAAAUAGCUGUGAAACAACUGUACUUCAUGAUUAAGUCUUUUUUUUUUCUCAAAGAAAAUCUGCCAUUUCAAUAUGUCCGAGCUUCCCGACUCAAAGCCACGUUAUUAAGGUCUGUAAUAAACAAAACCAUUUGUAAAUCUGUCAAGAUUCCAGCGAGUUAAGAGUAUUCUUGAUCAUGGAGAUUACUCACCUCCUGUCAGCUAACAUCGAGCGUACCAGAAUGGUAUACUGGAGUAAGAUGGCCACUGUGUAGAGACACCAGUGACUCCGCCUUGAGUCUUAUAGCCUUUCUAAUAGAUUUACAUGUUCUCCAAUACUUGGUUUUUGUGGCCCUGUAAACAAGGUCUGGAUCGAUGCAGACUAAUUCUUGUUCUAUCUGGGCAGACUCUGUGAUCCUCUGAUUUAUAGAUUUGAUAUUUCUUUCUUUACACUCAAGUCAAACUUUUCUCAUCACCAACAGAUUGUUGUAUCUGUGAUCUGUUUAAAGGCUACCCUCAGUGACAGUUUUCAGGUCCAUCUUUCCUCUGUUAUUAAACUCUGGUUAGGUUGUUCAGAUCUGCUGGUGGUCCACAGAGUCCACAUGAACAGCUUCUGCUCUCCUAGUGCCACUCCUCCUCCUUCUCUUCCCACUUUGUUGCUCUUUUGUGGUGGCUGUUGUUUAUCCUUAUGUUUCCAUGGUAACGUGGUGUUUGUUUGUGUGUCAGAGUAUAUUAAGGAUGGAGCUGUUACCAUAGAGGACGAACACGGCAUUGUUUACUUCCUGGAGACCUCCUGCGAUGACUGUAUGGCCAUGAUCUACAGCAUGAACGAAACCAAAUACCUGCUCUUCUACAGUAAACCAACACACACACACACACACACACACACACACACACACACACACACACAUACACACACAGACAUGAUGAAAUAAAUGACAGUGAAGUGAUGAACCCAUGUUUGUUUGUGGUGCAGAGAGGGAGGGCCAUCACCAGGACUUGGCCAAGUUGAAGGAGGACCACGUCAUGUACAUGGAGAUAGCUGACUGCAAGCAUAUCCCCCAUGACAUCAUUUUCACCUACGAUGGCGUAGCAGGUAAUAAUAAUAAUAAUGAUUAUUUUUAUAGCACUUUUAAAAACAGAAGACAAACAUGUGAAGCAGAACAUCCGAACAUGGAAAUAAAAACAAAAAAAACAAAGCCCAGUUAAAAACAAGGCCUCUGAAUUGCAGGCAAUUUUCAUUUGUUAUAAGAAACCCAGACAAUACAAGCACCCUACAACAUAAAAUAAAAUGGAAAAACAAUAAAAUUAAUAAAAGGCAAAAAAAGGUUUAAUAAGAAAAGAUUGUAAGUAAAACAAAGGCUAAAAAGACAGGAAGUCAAAAAAAGAAAAGAGGUAAAAGAGAUAAAAGAUGGCAUCGCAUAAAUAAAGUCUGUAAAAGUGAGUAUUUAAAUUUGACUUAAAGCAAGCAACUGUCUCUGCACGCAGUAUCUCCUCUGGCAGGUAAGGGUGCUGAGGGUCUUGGUUCUGAGGGUCAGGGUACUGAGGGUAUUAGUUCUGAGAGUCAGGGUACUGAGGGUCUUGGUUCUGAGAGUCAGUGUGCUGAGGAUCUUGGUUGGGAGGGUCAGGGUACUGAGGGUCUUGGAUCUGAGGGUCUUGAUCCUGAGGGUCAGGGUGGUGAGGGUCUUUGUUCUGAAGGUCAGGGUACUGGGGUUUUGGUUCUGAGGGUCAAGUUACUGGGGUCUUGGUUCUUGGAGUCAGGGUACUGAGGGUCUUGGUUCUGAGGGUCUUGGUUCUGAGGUUCUUAAUUCUGAGGGUCAGGGUGGUGAGGGUCUUUGUUCUGAAGGUCAGGGUACUGGGGUUUUGGUUCUGAGGGUCAAGUUACUGGGGUCUUGGUUCUUGGAGUCAGGGUACUGAGGGUCUUGGUUCUGAGGGUCUUGGUUCUGAGGUUCUUAAUUCUGAGGGUCAGGGUGCUGAGGGUCUUGGUUCUGAGGGUCAGGCUGCUGAGGGACUACUUGGUUUUAAGGGUCAGGCUGCUGGGGGACUUGGUUCUGAAGGUCUUGGUUCUAAGGGUCAGGGUUCUGAGGUUCAGGGUGCUGAGGGUCAAGUUGCUGAGGGUCAGUUUUCCAUCAAGGCCAACGUUUUACAAUCCUAAGACCUUUGACCUUCUCUCCGCUCUUGUUCCCUCUCAGAUUUUUGUCAUAAGAAGUCCGCCCCCGAACAUCACGUUGAGGAUGUGGUCGUAGUUCCUGAGCCUGACGUCCCCACAGUUCCUCCUCCUCCUCCUCCUACUCCUGAAUCAUCCUGA
This is a messenger RNA of Xyrichtys novacula (pearly razorfish), 77859 nucleotides long. NCBI's taxonomy places the organism in Eukaryota, Metazoa, Chordata, Actinopteri, Labriformes, Labridae. The record is from the annotation of a GenBank genome assembly.